Podarcis lilfordi (Lilford's wall lizard) is the source of this 79732-nucleotide messenger RNA. The record is from the annotation of a GenBank genome assembly. NCBI's taxonomy places the organism in Eukaryota, Metazoa, Chordata, Lepidosauria, Squamata, Lacertidae.
AUGGGGCCUUCCUCCAGUGGGAGCCAGGCAACGGUGGCCUCUGUGGUCACCAGCACUUUGCUUGCAGGCCUUGGGUUUAGCAGUAGUGGUAUUUCCUCUUUUCCUAGCACCGUUUGGCCAACUCGCCUCCCGACCUCUGCCUCGACCAAUAAACAGUCGGCGAGGCCCGUCCUCGCUACCACAGAGGCUUUAUCUUCCUCUCCAGCCCCGGAAAGCGAUUCCGCCCUCACAAAAGACAAUGAAGGCGCAGAGGAUGGGGAAAAGGACGAGAAAAGCGAGAGCGAGGAUGGGGAGAGAGAGCAUGAAGAAGAGAGAGAAAAGGAUUCGGAAAAAAGAGAGAAAAAUGCUACGACUGAGGCUGCCGAGGUACAGGAUAACACUGAAGCUACAGACACCACUCUUGCUCCCAACAGGACUACGGAGGGAGGGAAUAAAACCAUACCUGAUCAAGGGCAAAGCCAAAACAUUUUCCCAACAGGUAGGAGUCCCGGACAAGAAGGAGAUACGGAAACAGACUCUCAAUACGAAACAGUCCCUUCCACCCAAGUGCCACCAGCAUACACAAAUGAACAAUACACUCGAGAAAUUCCAAUAAGACCAGAGACAGCAUCAACGACACCCUUACCAAAAGACAACAGAUUUAUUACCAUUAAUCCAGGUGAGUUAACUGUGUAGGUACCAGGGAGGGGAAAGUGUGGGGUCGGGACUGGGAGUGUGUCAGAAAUUGUUCAUCGCAACAAAAUGUCACUGAUGCUUUUUGGCUGCUUUUGUAGUGUUGUAGCACCAACAUUUGGGUUCAUGCUUUCAGGAAGCUUCAUUACAUGUUCUAUCAAACCCUUUUGUAAUUACUGUGCUCAUGAUUAUUUCGUACAUUAAAUUUUUCAGCAUGGAAUCCAGCAUCCAGAUCUGGGGCGGCAAAAGGAAGGGUAGAUGUCAUAAACCCUAAAUGGAAAUAAAUAGUUUGUGUGUCUCGUGACAAUUCUCCACACCUUCCUAAGAAGAUUCAUCUUGCUUGCAUUAGAAGCAUCACCCCAAAUGUUGCUAGAGAAUGGAAUAACUGCAAUAGGUGUAGGCUUACUUUGAACCAUAUUCAACUCAUAUUAAGUAGCCUUGGUUGAUUCCAUCCACACACCUCCCAAGCUUCUUUUCAUUUGUGGGUCUUUUAUAGCGGCCUGAGUUCAUGACUUCACACAACACCCCCUUGCCCUGUCCACUUUAAUCAGUAUUUGGGUUACUCAAGACAGUUUCUAUUUGGCGAACAAGACAAGCAGUCCUCUAGUGCUAUUGUACCUGGUUUCAGAACUCAAAAUUCACUCAGUAUAUGGGCAAAUCUACUAUGUGAGAAGCAGGGGAUGACACCUUCCUCCUGUUGGCUAAUUUUAAACUAGGUAUCCUGUUUCUCAAUUUACUUGCAUGCCUGAAUUUCUCUCUGUGUAGGUGUGAGUUUGGGUGUGCACCAGUGUUCUGUUUAUUGAGCUCAGAGGCUGGUAGGUUUCUUCAAUUUCUCUCACCAAUCUGCUUAUGAAAUCUUAAUGUAAAUUACUUCACUUUUUCUCUCCUGUUUUCUUCCACCCUCUUUUCUCCUUUGCCUCUUUUGCUGUUGUUUUUAGUCACAGGCAAUAUUGUUAAAUAAAAUCAUAUUGAAUAAUAGUGAGGUGGGAAGGCACAGAAGCUAAUAAAAGAGUAGAAGCCGUCCUUUAAAAAGUGGAAGUGCAAUCCAAGUCAGCUUGGGGAAAACUCAAGAACAUAAUUUCUGCCAGGUGUAUUAUAUGUAAAACAAAGGGAUGUUGGGUGCAACAGGAUAAUUUUUUUAAAAAAAAACCUACAAUUUUGUUUCUCAAAUACGUUGUAUAGAGGAGGCCUGCCGAAGGAGCAGUAGGGCCACUGGACCACCACUGUGUAAAAGGAGCACUCAAGGAUGACAGGAUAGAUGAGUUCUUUGCAUCUGUCUCCACAAAGAGGGUAUAGGAAAGAGGCCACACUCCAACAAUUCUUCUUGGAUGGUGAAUUGGAAGAAAAAGUUGUACAGAAGAGCAAAUUCAUUGGUUUUGGGAGGGGUGAUUCAACCAGAUAAGAUGGCAUUCGCCCAGGAGUUCUAAAAGAGCUCACAUUCAAAAAUGAAAUACUGACUUGGGCACCCAGCCUCUUUUUUCUGACAUUAUCCUCCAUAGAGCAUUUGAAAAGGACUAAUGAAGGGCCAGUCUUGCAUACAUGUACACAAACACACCUCCACAUAUGAUCCUGGAAGCUAUAUAGUCAGCUAAAUGUGACUUGAAUUAUUGGUCUAUUAGGAAUAUUUUUUAAAAUGUUAAAAAUGGAUUGUUUAAAUACUUGGUUGUUAGAGGAGGAGUAAUAAUCAUCCAGUGUGUUCCUGGCACUGGGAAGAACUCAGUCCCAUUUGAUUGAAUACCUGAGAAUCUAUGGGGAAACCCCAGAGUCCCCCAGAAUGGGAAAGGAGCAAGUAUACUGCCAGAUUUUACCACCCACCAUGGCCUUAUAACUUAGUCCUGUUUGGAAGUUAGCAGUAGGAAUAUAUUGAAGAAAAAUUGCAUCCAUUGAAGAAAUGAAUGGAAGGAAUUGUUCAGAAGUGGCUGAUCCAUUCCCCCAUCUGGGGAGACCUAAUCCAUCCCCUAAGCAAUCCCCACCACCAAAUGAUUCCAUUCUUUUUAUUGGUUGUAAAAAGAAAAUAAAGCAGUCAAUCAGCCCACUACCCUGAUGAAGAUAUAAAUGUCCCCUUCCCCAGUCAUAAAGUCAAUCAUUGGAUGAAUGGUGAUGGGAUGAUGACCCUCAGCUGAUCUGCACAUCUCAACUGAGAUUGGGGAGUUUUGUGGUUAUGUCUUCUGUGUGUGGGAACAUGUUUGUGCAUCCAAAAAAAUGCAUGUGACAGUGUGGGGUGGUCAAACUCAUCACUGACACAUGCCCACCAGAAGGUUGGCUGGGAGUGAAAAUAGCCCAUCAACCCAAAAAAGCUAGCUUCCUCCAAAACAGUUGCAGUUUCCUAUAGACCCACAAAGGGGAGACCAGCUUUCCCUGGAUAAAGUGACAGUGAUGUUAUCUAUUUUUUCCUUCCUCUUCUCUACUCAUUCAGUAGAAAAGUCAAGAGCUACUUUUUGACAGCUUAGGUUUGUUGAUUUGCUUGAAGUUUGUUUUAAAAUAUUUCCCAACAUUCAAUGCAUUGUGCAAUAUUUAAAAACAGCUCAGUGAGAUGAAAUCACAAAGCAAGUGGCAAGCGAUAAUGAUACAAACAUCCCCAAAGUCAACAAAACACCUUCCACAAAGACAAAAUCGUACAUUAGAGCAGAGUUGGAGAAUCUUACCUGUGGCCCCUCAGAUGUUGCUGGAUUUUGACUCCCAUCAGCCUUAGCCAGCAUGGCCAGAAGUCAGGGAUGCUGGGAGCUGUAGUCCUGCAAAAUCUGGAGGGCCACAUAGGAGCCCCAAAUCUCAACCCUAUAUAGUGCCUUUCUCCCUCUUCCUUAUCUCUUUGUCCUUCAAACCCUAAACCACAACAAUAAUAAUUUUAUUAUUUCUAUGCCACCCAUCUGCCAGGAGUUUGAACAGGGGCUUAGGUACAAGGCAACACUUAGUGCUCCUUUCUCAGCUCACUUCUUUGCCUUCACAUCUUGUCUAACUUGAAUUAUGUCUAUCCUGUACCUACAUCUGUUCUGCGUACUGUGUUGCUUUCCUUCCUGCUAAAUAAAUGUUUAGCAAUUGUCAUACUAAUUGUGUGCCUUGUGUUUAUUACUUACAAAUCUAUCUUCCAAGCAUUGAGUUUCUCAGGCUGGUGAAAACACUGGUGGUUCAGUAGCUGCUUGGGGCCUUCUCACACUAUAAGACCCCCGUAAACCACUAUGUGGUUGAACCUGUGCACACUGCCAAUAGGAACAAUUGGUGGUGGUGUGGAAAGAAUCCCCAUGGUGAGGGCUGACUACAUGGAGUGAUGAGCCACUUUGUUCCUUCUUUGGUUCUGCUGCUCUGAACUGAGCCAUAGUUUGGCCUUGUGUUGAAUCAUGGUUUCUUUCACUCCAGACAAACCAUAAAGAUUUGUUCUAUGGCUCAUGGGUUUGUCUGGAGAAAUAAACCAGGAGUCCAGGGGAAAAGGAGCAAAGCAGCUGCAAUUGUCAAAACCAAGAGGAUUUCCAUGUUUGAUUUCCAAGUGUACAUCAGGAAUAGAUCACAGUAAUCUAGCCAGAUUCUCCCCUCCCCUCCCUAUACUCUGCAGGGAUUAAACCAUGGGUCGGCAAACUAAGGCCUGUGGGCCGGAUCAGGCCCAAUUGCCUUCUGGAUCCGGCCCGCAAACAGUCUGGGAAUCGCCACGGAUUCCAGUGCGCAUAUUCUUUCCCUCUUCCUCUCCCUCACACGGCGGCGGCGGCACCUCCUCCCUCCCUCCUCCUGGCUUCUCCCCGCCCUGCCUAGAGGAGGCAGGGGGCUGGGCUUUGUUGGGGCCAGCAGCAGCAGCGCUUGAGUGGCUGCCAUUUAAAGCAGCCCUUCCCCGGGGCCCUUUUGUGCACCGCUCAUCGUCCCACUGCUGCCAGCCCCUGCUGCUCGCAAGACACAGGUAAGCAGCCACCAGGGCUUGUAGUGCUCUUGCGUCAUUUUUUUUCCUCUUCAAAAUAUAGUCCGGCCCCCCACAAGGUUUGAGGGACAGUGGACUGGGCCCCACUGAAAAAGUUUGCUGACCCCUGGAUUAAACCAAUAGCCUCACUGGAGUACUGCCACCUCCCUCCCUUUCUCCCCUAUUUAUCCUGAUAUGCUCUGAUCUUCUCCCUUCAAUAGGCAUAGUCACCAAGAUGAUCCUUUGUGUGUUGAGGCUCAUUUAGCCUCUGUACGCCUAGGCCUUCAGUGUUGCUGUCUGAAUUUCAGUUGUACAGAAAAUUUUUAAAAAACAAGCUUGAGGUUGUGCAAAAGCCUUUGGGAAUAACCUCAUUAGGAUAAUUAAGCAUCUGUGUGGGUUCCCUCUCCCCCCCAUUCUCCAUAUGUGGCAAGAAUUAUUAAGUUAUAAUUUCUUGUGAUUCGUGAAUGUUUUGCACUGCCGCGUGUAGGAGCCUGCAAUCACUAAGACAGUUUGCAUGCAGAUAAACAAAAGAAAAUCAGACCAGAUUUUGCUGGCAGACUGUGUAUACACAAUAUGACACUGUAGAAAAGUGUUGCCAGUCUCAACAGAAAAAAAGGACAUACUAAGGUGUAGAGGGAAGCGAGAGAAAUACCUGCAACUAAAUGGAAAGUAGCGUAUGCUGCUGUUGCCUCUCGCGUUACAGUGAGUAAAAUGCUUUAGCUAGUCAGUUACUGGUUUUUAAAGCUGUCUAUACUUGAAUGGCUUGUACUGUGCUGGAAACAGUAUGCAUUGAUCCAUUUGCACACAGGGUUUCAUGCUCCCAUAGGCUCAUGUGUGUCCUCCAGUUGAAUGGAUGGGUGUUCAUUGCAUGGUGGAAUUCUGGUAAUACAGUGGUACCUCGGGUUAAGUACUUAAUUCGUUCCAGAGGUCCGUUCUUAACCUGAAACUGUUCUUAACCUGAAGCACCACUUUAGCUAAUGGGGCCUCCUGCUGCUGCCGCCACGCCGCCGGAGCCCGAUUUCUGUUCUCAUCCUGAAGCAAAGUUCUUAACCUGAAGCACUAUUUCUGGGUUAGCGGAGUCUGUAACCUGAAGCGUAUGUAAUCUGGAGCGUAUGUAACCCGAGGUACCACUGUACUGUGUUCUGUGGCGUCUGCCUGUAUGUUACUAGAAGAAUGAGAAAUAAAAUGCUUAAAAGGAUGAGAGAUAAUUUUCUUUCUGGUACACAGAAAGGUGACUUCAUAACAUGUAUCAUCUGUUAUGUUAUGUUAACCAAGUGUCCAUUCUCAAGAGCCCAUUAGGGUGGGCAGACAAACAGAAGUUAAUAUGCUUAUCCGGUGCCCCCGCCCCGAUCCCUGUAAUAUCUUGCCUUAACAGUUUCAUCUAUUUCUCCUGGCCCAGAUUCUGAAAUGGAUGAAAACUGCUGAAUGAGGCUUUCCUCGGGAAAGCAAUUGUUAUGGAAUAAGUUACACAUUUCAGUUUGUGGAGAAAUGGCUUUUAAAGUGCCAGUGAUCAUGUUAGGUAGGACUCCCUGAAGCAGAUACGCUAUAAUAAUUUUUAUUCCUUCCUACUGGGAUGCAUUCCAAGCCAGUAAAAGGCAAACUGAAUUAAUUCAGCGGUGACAUAUGCCACAGGAAAGUGUUUGCAUUUCUUAGCAAAACUGGAGUUUCCUCACCCCUACCCCCCCCCAAAAAUGGGCAAAGUUACAAAAAGGAUACAUUAUAUUUGUCUAUUGCUGCUGAGCUGCCUUUGUUUAAAACGGAAAGCUGAAAAUGCUGGGUGGCGGUUGUUGUUUUUGUUGUUGGGAUGCAGGGAACCAGAACCGUCUGUGUCAUUCUGUUUAACGUACAUUUUCCUUCAGUAUUACUCAGCAGGCCACAUUUUUAUAGGCUUCUCAGUGCUGGACCCCUGCUGGUAGCCCAGAUGUACUGCGGACUGUCUGCUAGCACUGAGCACCACCAGUUACUUUUGCUGGUACUUUUGAAUACUCCCUUUAUAUUUGCUGUAAAUACUUUUAAGAUUUGCUUUUAAAAAGCAAAUGUUCAAAUGUGGCUUUCUAGUCAAAUGUACUAUUAUGCUUCCACCUCUCCUGUGCUCUGGGACAGCUCUCUCUCUCUCCCCUUCCUCUUUUUGUAGAUCCAAAUUGUUGGUUAAAAUGGAAUAUUUCUUCCAAACUAAUUAUGUCUAAUAAUAUGUCAGUAGUGCUAACUACUAAAGUCUUAAGCUAGACACCUUUUCCUCUGUUGCCACUGGCUGCUGCCGUCACAUAAGAAGAAAUCAGACCAAAAGGCAGGCUCGUCCGGCACAUUAUCCACGCAUACAAUGCAAAACACCUAAUUAGGACUUGGUGUUGGACUUGGAACUGAAAUUUGCUGGUUUGAAUGCCUGAUCAUCCAUGAAUUUUCUAGGUAAUCAUGAUCAAGCCACUGUAUCCCAGUGUCUGUUGCCCAUAUUGCAAGAAUUAUUCCUGCUUUCAUGUUGCAGUGAUUAUGCCCAUUCGCAUAAGACAAAUGUGCUAAAAAUCUGUAAAGCGUUCUAGAAGUGCUGUGUAAAUGUAUAAAGAGACAUGGGUUUACCAGUAUCGCUGUUCCCAGCUUAAUCUUGUGAAGUCUGCUGUGUAGCGUUCUAGAAAUCUAACACACACAAAAUAAGAAUGUCCUGUAUGCAGGUUUCCAUCUCAUUGGCCAGGAGACCAAGAUGCUUAGUGGUGCCACAAACUUGACAGUGAUCACUUCUGCUGCUUAUGGUGGCUUGUUUGUGGUCCUUUUGAUGCAUUUGCUUAUUCUGAUUGCAUCCAUUCAAGAGAUCUUGAGGGAUGUCUUGACAUUGGCUGUUUGGACAUAAUACUGGCCAUAACCAAAUUAGCUUCUGCACAUUCCCGCUUUACUUCUCCCUUCCUGCAGUAGUGAGACAAUUCAUUGAGUGUUAGCUUAGUGUUGUGUCCAAACCAAGGCUCACAUUAUUGACCCUUGGGUCCUUUCCAAUUCUAUGAUUCUUUGAGGUUUUCUCUCCUUCCAAACAAACUACAGUCAGGAAUCCAAGAACAAAUUUUGCCUUCCCGAUCAGGAUUUGUUUAGGAAACUGGUCUAGCUAACUGACUUAACUGUGUUUUAUGGCCAGUGUUAAGUGCCAUUGUGCCAUGCUGGUUGGGGCUGAUGGAGGUUGUAGUCCAACAGUAUAUGGAGAGCCACAGGAUCCCCAUCGCAGUAUUAGAGCAUCACACUUAAAGACUUUCCGUAUGUAUUAACAGAGGACCAGCUCAGAAAUCCAGAUUCUGCAUCAUUGCAAGAGACCCUAACUCUGUGAUCAUAAAAUAGAAUAAAAAACUUUAUGCUUUGCUGAAGACUAAUGAAAGUUCAGCCACACCAUAGAUUUGGGUAAUGGUGUUAUGAUAUCAGCAGUUUAAUUUUCAAUUCCUUUCUUAAUGAUCCCUAGCAUAGAAAUUGCCUUUUUUCGCAGCUGCCACAUACUGAUCAACAUCUUCAUCAAGCUAUUCACUACAACCCCAAGGUCUUGUUCCUGGUCGGUCACUGCUGGUUCACACCCCAUGAGCAUAUAUGUGAAAUUAAAAUGUUUUGCCCCAUUAAGAUGUUUUGUACACUUGUUUACAUUGAAUUGUGCUUGCUAUUUUACCACCCAUUCACUCAGUUCUAGAGAGAUCCUUCUGCAGUUCUUUUUUAAAAAACCACGCUGAACAAUUUUGUAUCUGCAAACUUGACUUCCUCACUGCUUACCCCAAACUCUAGAUAGUUUAUGGAACAAGCACAGGUCCCAAUACUGAUCCUUGAGGGACCCCACUUUCUUCUUCCCUCCAUUGAGAGAACUGUCCAUUUUUUCAUCCUGUCUGCUUUCUGUUACUUAACCAGUUCAUGAAACAUAAGAGGGCCUAUAUUCUUAUUCUAUAAGCUACUCAGCAAUCUUGGGUGAGAUACUUCGUUGAAAACUUUUUGAAAGUCCAAGUAUACGAUGUCAACUAUAUCACCUCUAUCUCCAUGCUCUCAAAGAUCUCUAAUGGGUCAGUGAGACAGGACUUACUUUUGCAGAAGCCAUGCUGGUUUGGAUAACAUAAUUCAAACUGUGAACAGAGAUAAAAAAUAUGAACAUUGGUAAAAUCUUUGCUUUAAGCCAUGUAGAAACCUGAGUUGAACUGUGACAUAUAGGAGAAACUAUAUGAGGACCCUGUUAGUUCAUUUAAAUAUGUGCAACUGUUUCCCCAUUGUUAGCCUUGUUUAAAGAUUUUAGAAAUUGUCGACAUUGAUCUGUGUACUCUCCACAUUGUCUUCCACGAAGUUACCCAAAAUGUCUUGCUUUGAGGCAUAUAUGAACUCAGGUUUCUAUCUUUCUACAAUAAUCUAUUGUGAGAAUCCAGCAAUUUACGCCUUCAGAUACAUUUUAAACUUCACAGUGAAAAACGCUGCAGUCAAUGAUUCUUUAUACAUUACAAUGUUGAAAUGUUGGGAGGGGGUGGAGGAUGAAAACAGUCAUGGGCAAAAACUGGGAAAACUGAAACAAUAUUCAUGCACCCAAUUCCUAUGACCAUUUGAAGUUGGAACCUAAAGAAUGUUUCAUGAUAGCAAAACAUUCCUAUGUAACGCAACCAAGGUUUUGUGUUUCCAGUGUAAUUCCUUGCUUCAGAAAACACUUGUCUAUGUUUUGAACUCUGGUCUUCACUCAUGUGGAAAGAAGUACCAUUUUCACUUUGGGCCAUUUUAUACAUUACAUUUCCAGGUGUACACAAGAAAUGUAUUGCAUCCACACCAAAAAAGGAAAUUGAAAGCAAUGAAUAUUGGUUCACUGUUAGAAGUACCAUACUUGUCAGGGAGCUGUAAUUGGUUGUAGCUCCUUGCCAAGUGCAUGCUUGAUGGCAAACUCAGGUUUGCCUCUGUGUAAUGUGCAAAAUGGCCUGCUGUUCAAAUUAUUUUGUAGCCGUUCAGUUUCUUCUUGCAGUUACUGAUUUUGUUGUUAUUUGCCAUGCAGCAGACAAGAAUAUUUCCAGUAUGGCAACCAGACCUGCUACUGGCAAAAUGGAAUGGAUCAUUCCCCUCAUUGUAGUCUCAGCCUUGACGUUUGUGUGCCUCAUACUCCUUAUUGCUGUUCUUGUCUACUGGAGGUGAGCCUUUUUAAAACAUCUUUAAACUCGUUGAUUGUAUGCACUUUUGUGACUGCAUUGUGAUUUCUCUGCAUUCAUUUAGCUGUGGUUCUUGCAAUGCAGGGGAUUGGCCUCGAUGACUCUUUGGAUUCCUUCCAAUUCUAUGAUUCUAUUGUUUUUAUUAUUUUCAUCAAGCUAAUCCGAUGACAAAUACACUAAAUACACCUUUGACAAUUGGUAUUUGUUCCCAGAUUUGUGCCAUGUAAAUAAGCUAUGGGAAGGGCACAUGUAUUCUGAAAGUUCUGGUUCACUUAAAGAAUUUCAGGUAAAGGGAAUGAGGAAGACCUCUCCUGAAACCUUGGAUUGAGGUAGGCAAAGUGGUGACACCUGGGUCUUGCCAGACUUCAGCUCCCUUCAGACCCAGGCAGCAUGGCCAGUAGUCAUGCAGGAUGGGAUUUAUAUUCCUGCAACAUCUGGAGGAUCACACAUUGGCUGCACUGAAUCCCAGUACAGAUUUAUUUGUUCUGUGCUUGACGAACUCAGUAUAUUGUCUGACUAAGUACAAGACAGUUUCAUAUGUUUAGGCAAAUUUGCUGUGAACUGCCGCAGGUACUUCUUGCACUGUGGACCGUGCACAUCUUAAAAGAGCAAAUAUGGGUUCAAGUUGGCUUGUUUUAAUAAGCCAUAGUGAAUAUUGUCCAGGUUUUGACAUCACCAGAAGCUGCUUGUGUUUACUUAGAUGUAAGUCCCAUAUGAGGAGGUUUUUCAGUUAUGUGUAGUCAGUGCCUAGCAACAGAUACUACUGCUACAACAACAAUCCAGGAAGAAAUAUACUGGUGAUAAAUGAGUACAUUAGAAAUACUAUGGCAAAUCAAGUGAAAUAUGGGGAAAUACAAUAAUAAAAGAUACAGUGGUAUAAAAAUCAAAUCUACUUUGCUUUCAAAAAUAUACCAAGGGUUGUAUCCACAGGGUAAUUCAUUGUAAUACGCAUGAGUAAGUUAGGUUCAUUUAUUUCACUGGGUUUACUCUGAAUAGAACUUAGUUGGCUGCAGUCCUUGAAUCCCUGUAUCAUAAUAUUGAUUUAUGUGUUUUCUCCCCUCUUGCAGCCAAGCAUAUUCUGUUAAUUUCCACCAUAUUCCAUGUUGUAGCUAGCCAUUGUUUUAGCCAAUUCAUGUUCCAGCUGCAGCAGUUAGCAGCAGUAAGAAGUUUGGUCUUUGUCAAAAGGUUCCAAACUAACUAAUAAUGCUUUGCAUGAACCGUUCCUUCCAAUUAACCCUUCAAUUCAAACAAAGGGCUUAUGGAGACUGUAUUAUUAAACCAACAUCAUAGAAAUCAUUUUCCGAAACAAGACCACCACCCAACGGGACCACCAGAUGUGCCAAAAUUCAGACAUGGCCCCAGAGCUUUAGUUUGCCUUUGGAGUGAAUUCCUCAACUUUUCAAGUUUUUUGUGCCCAAGAAAGCAAUCUUCCACAUACAAGCCUUGCGCAGUUCUCACUACAAGCCAGUGUUGAUUUUUAAUGUUGGUGGCAAUGAGGCAAAAUAACAAGAGUCCAAACUCAGCCUUUGGCUUGGGAGCAUCGAGCCUGGAAACAGGGAAUAGAUAGAGGCAAAGUUUGGUUUUUAUGUUCCUUUGCUGACUGAGUCAUUGCUCCCUCUGGCUGUUACUAGGGUGAUGUCAACAUGGCCUUCUCACACCUCCUUGAGCCGCAUGGUGGGUCAACAUGACAUGUAGCCCAGAGCUUGAAAAUGUAACAGUGUGUCUUUGUGUUCUAAGCACUGUGCUUUUAAUUUCUAAGAACUGUGCGCAAUCAAUAAUGAUUCUGUCUCACAGCACCUUUUGCUGCCCAGUCAUUCCUUUCUUCUUGACACAAACACUCCCCUCAGCAACUUCAAGCUUUGAAUAGCUAUUUACCUUUCUACAUAGCAAAGAAAAAAUAUGCCUUCCUUUCCCUUUUUAAUAAUCCUAGGCUACAAACCUAUGCUGGUAAGUGGGAAUUCGUUCCGCAGGAAAAAAACAUGUAUAGGAUUCGGCUGCAAUUACUCAUAUGCCAUCGCAGUGGUUAGCACUGCAGGGAACAUCUUUCUUUUUGUAAGCUAAGGCUUUGAUAGUCGGCGUUCAGGCCCAGUUCACACUGUUCUGCCAAUCGCUGUUUGUUUUCUGCCUGGAUUGCAUGAAGCUUGUGGGAAUGGUAGGUCUGAAUCACUUGCCCUGAGCACAAAUCACAGUUCUUUAUGCUACCUCUCAACCAACAUUUAGAAAUUUGCAGCUGAGGGCAACAUACAGAACUGUGGUCCCAGUCCGUUUUUUGAUUGGUUGCCAGAAGCUCCAGCUUGUCUUCCAGCCACCACCGUGCUUUCCGUGGAGUCAGGUGCUAAUAUUGAAAGGCUGUGAAGGUACACAUGGGGUUAUUGCCCCAAAUAAGCCACAGAAGGCGCAGAAUGCCACAUAUAGCCCUUUGGAUCUGCUGGGCAAAUUUGAACAUUCCCCACCCCCUAUUGUUUAGUAAUAAAAAGAAUAAACAAAUUAGUUUCCUCAUUCUUUUAAGAUAAGGGUUGCAGCUCGGAGCAUCUGCUUUGCAUGCAGAAGGUCUGAGGUUUAAUCUCAGGUAGGGCUACAGCAUCUUAAAAAGUAGAGACAUCACCUUGCCAACAAAGGUCCGUAUAGUAAAAGCUAUGGUUUUCCCAGUCGUGAUGUAUGGAAGUGAGAGCUGGACCAUAAAGAAGGCUGAUCGCCGAAGAAUUGAUGCUUUUGAAUUAUGGUGCUGGAGGAGACUCCGGAGAGUCCCGUGGACUGCAAGAAGAUCAAACCUAUCCAUUCUGAAGGAAAUCAGCCCCAAGUGCUCAGUGGAAGGACAGAUCGUGAAGCUGAGGCUCCAAUACUUUGGCCACCUCAUGAGAAGAGAAGACUCCCUGGAAAAGACGCUGAUGUUGGGAAAGAUGGAGGGCGCAAGGAGAAGGGGACGACAGAGGACGAGAUGGUUGGAUAGUGUUCUCGAAGCUACCAGCAUGAGUUUGACCAAACUGCAGGAGGCAGUGGAAGACAGAAGUGCCUGGCGUGCUCUGGUACAUGGGGUCACGAGGAGUCGGACACGACUAAAGGACUAAACAACAACAGGGCUAGGGAAUUUUUUUGCCUGAAACCCUGAGCCAGAUAUAGCUAAGUAGUUGUGCUAGCAGAAGCCAGUGCAAUGAGUCCCAUUAGUGCAAUAGGAUUCCCCACCCCUCUCCUCCUCCUGCCCCCUCCUUGAGCUCCAGAGGGCCUUGAAAACCCCCAGAACAGCAGACAGAGAUUGUUCUAUCAGGCAAGCUGAAAAGCCCAAAACUUGUCAAUGUAGUUCUAAGCAAAUGUUUAGUGUUACAUCCAAAGGAAGCCACUCCAGGGACCCAAAUUAGGGAAAGUUACCAGCUCCUAAAUGCUAUUCAACUAAACAAUUGUACAUAUUUUGCUAAGAUACAUGUUUUGAAAGUAACUAUAAUUGAAAACAAGGCCGGGGCCUUAAAAAAGGAAUAAAUGUUCCAUAGUACUCUAUAAUAUAUGAAUCCUUUUCCAAAUAUGUCUAUGUGAAAAUCAUUACUAUCUACUAUAAUUUCUUUUUUUUAAAACCCCUCUCUAAUAUCCUUUUUUAAAUAAAAAAAAUAGUUAUUUUUCUUUAGCAUUGCUAAUGUAAUUUGCAUCUGUGAGCUAAAUCUAAUUUAACUUUGGUAAUAUUUAAUUUAAUAUUAAAAAGCCUUUUGUCAGGAAAAACAAUUGUAUCUCCAUUAGAAUCAAUCCUAAUACAAAAGAAGCAUUAAAAAGUUUUUUAAAAGGUGAAUGAAUAAAGAUUAAUGAUUCAUUUUUCUUAAAAGAUUUGAGAUACAAUUUCCAUUUUCCAAAGGAAAACAUUGUAAUUAGAGGAAUCUGCAAAUUGAAAUUAGCUUGCCUCUUCAUUUUUGCCAUUAAAUAGAGUAUUUAAUUAGCAUUUAUAGUAUUCAGGUUCUGAAUUUAAAUAUAAACUAGAAAAGGACUUGAGUCACACUAUUGUUUACAUGCAAAAUACCUAAAUUGAAUCUGCUGACAAUGUGAAUUAAUUUUUUUCCUAACGAUGCAAAGCACAUUUUCUGAAAUGAUGAGUGAAAAAUCUUACUUUAAAAACCCUUUCCCUAAUUUGCAUACAUAUUAAUCCCUGUUUAAAAGAUACAUUAAUUCUCUUCAUUAAGCACUAGUAAAUGUAUUUUGAACUUCUGAUAAUCAAGUUUGGAAACUGUGGCCCUAUUUUCAGUGCAACAUUUAGCAUCACUGAGCUUUCUUCUGGAUAAUGCUUGUCUACUGUUUGUGUCACGAGGGUAAAUCCCAUUUGCCUUUUUAAAAAUUACAAUGAUUGCAAGCUCUUGUGAUUAAGGAGCUAGCACUCAUCCCCUAGAGUCUCCUCUGAAACAACUGGGUACUUCAGAGACCACUUAAUCCAGUAUGUUAAAAAUACCAAUUUUGGUUUGCUGGAAAAGGUAAUCAAGAUCAAAUCCUAAUGCAAAAGAUGGAGUGCUUUGAGGUUUUUUUUUCAUUUAUUUACGGUAGAUAAGUAGAGGUGAUUGGAAUGUGUUAAGUAUGAUCAGUAUAAUGAGUAGUUGAGAUUGUUGGAAAUCCUAUGCCUAAUUUCAAAAUUCUGUAUUAGAAGAGAUACAUAAGGGUGAAAAGUUAUGUGGAUAGAUUAAUAGGUUUGUUUGGUUGGCUAUUUUCUUAAUGAUUCUAUUCUAUUCAGAUGUUCCAUUGAGAUCAAUAAGGCUUACUCCUGUGUAACGUAGGUAUAAGUUUGACUUUCUCUUAGUCUCAUAAUUGCAUCGACACCUCCCAUCUACCCGGAUGUAAACUGGUUGCUAAUCCAGACUGGUGCAAUCAGUUGAACGGGAAUGAUAUUUUCUAAGUGGUAGUAUGCCAGUUACUUGUUAACAUGCCUGCAUCAAUGCAUAUGGUGGCCAUAUGGCUAGAAAGCUCUACAGUUGUUCAUCUUAGCUGUAACUACGUGCUAAACAUGGUUGUAAAAAUUUGCCUAAGAGAAAGGUGAAACCAUGUGCACACUCAUUUCAGUCACUGGAUAGCUGGAUUGGGCUACUUCACAGCUCUUUAAUACUUCUUGGAUUAUAGUACUGCACAAUAAACUAGAAGUGGAGUUACAACUGUGAUCAAGACCACAUUAUUGGCACGACUACAGGUGCCACAUAAUACCCAUUCUGCAUUAAAGGUAAAGGUAAAGGGACCCCUGAACAUUAGGUCCAGUCGUGACCAACUCUGGGGUUGCGGCGCUCAUCUCGCUUUAUUGGCCAAGGAAGCCGGCGUACAGCUUCCAGGUCAUGUGGCCAGCAUGACUAAGCCGCUUCUGGCGAACCAGAGCAGCGCACGGUAACGCCGUUUACCUUCCCGCCGGAGCAGUUCCUAUUUAUCUACUUGCACUUUGACGUGCUUUCAAACUGCUAGGUUGGCAGGAGCAGGGACCAAGUAACGGGAGCUCACCCCGUCGCGGGGAUUUGAACCGCCAACCUUCUGAUCGGCAAGCCCUAGGCUCUGUGGUUUAACCCACAGCGCCACCCGCGUCCCCUAUUCUGCAUUAUAAGAACUCAAUUAUUUAGUGUGGCACUUAGGAACUCCCUGCCUCUUGAGAUCAAGCAUAUACCUUCACUGUACUAUUUUCUGCACCUGCUAAAAUGUUCUUGUUUAGACAGGCCUACUCAGAUGCUUAGAAAGUUGAGGUAAUUUUAAUCUUUGUUAUGUUUUAUGGUGCCCCCCCCCUCAGUUUUCUUGUUUAAUCUUUUUGUAAACCACUUUGAAUUUCUUUUUUACAGUCAAGUGGUAUAUACAUUUUGUGAAAUUAAAUAAAUAAAUAAAUAAAUACCUCAAUUUGCAGCACUAUAUCCCCAUAGCAAGCUGAACGUGGGCAUGCAUUAGUGAAGUAGGGUUUAAGUUUCAGUGUAAACAAAGAAAGAGUCUUGUGCUACCUUAAAGACUUCACCAAAAAUGUCAAAGGUUUUUGUGGGUCAUAGUCUGCUACUCAAAGCUAAGUCCCAUUUUAAAGUAAUUCCCAUUCUGUUUUGUCUGAAGUAUUCUCAAUGGUAGUUUUCAGUCAGGAAAGGUUUCUCCUUGAGAGGUUUAAAAUGCCUCUGCUACCUCGCUGCAACAUUUUUGAAACUGCUCAUUAAUUGAUUUCCAAGUCCCUCCCCCUCCUGUUGGCAUUGGCAGAAUACUUGGCCGCAAUGAUUUCUAGAGUAAGGGGUGUUGAAGAGCAAAUGUACCAGGGGCCACUAGGGGCGCAUCGGAAGAUGGCUGACAAUAACAUCUCUCCGACCCACAGGGGGUAAUUAGGAGGCUGUGGUGGGAGUAAAUAGCCUCCCUACCCCCCCAGGAUUGGGGGGGGGCCUGCCCUUGCCUGCUGUGCCCUAUACCACCCCCAAAUUUGAGGGGAUGGGAGCACUAGGCAGAAUGCCCUCCUGUGGAUUUCGGCGCUCCUGGACACUGUCUCUGAUCCGCGCCGCUAGCUGCAAGAACUUCAAAAGGAACAAUUAGGAAGAAGCGAAUGCACAUAUUUCAAGGAAGGAGGGGGAGUAAAGACUGCUAACUGAAGAGUUCUCUGAUAAACAAGACAAGUUGGAAGAACAAGAAUCAAUCUUGAGAAAACAGCCAAGACUCGGUAUGGCAAAGGGACUGGAUGGGGGAGGGGAAAAAAACUUUUCUUUCUUUCCUCUAUGUGAUUAAACAAGAAACCCCCCCCACAAGUCAGAAAUGCCGCUUUAAUGACUUAAGCUGUAGAUUUACGACUAUGUGGAGAUAAAGUUCCUAACCAAAGCAUGUUUUAAGAAAAGCGUGGAAAGUUUAAGAGCUCUGGAAUGACGCUGUUAAAAAUACCGUCGCCAUAUUUGCAGGGCAGCAGCUGAAGAAGGAGCAAAAAGGGUUUUCUUGUGUGUGUGUUUCUUUGUGGCUGAUUAGCUGCUCUCCCUGUGCAAAGGUCAGAGGGGGCAGGGUUUCUGUUGAGGCGUGCGCAGUUUGAUCCAUCUUUUAGAUUUAGGGGAGCUAAUCUCAAACGUUUGUUGGGGGAGACCUAGGGUUUUUUGGGGGGAGGAGUUAUUUGUCCUGUCUUCACGCUUUUUAUGAUGGAGGACCGCUGUAGCCACCCCCAACGACACGUUCUCAAGAUGGAGGGGGAGGGAACAGCUGCAGUCGCCUGUGGUUCCUGCACAGUGUUUGCCAUCUUGCCAAAGGUUGCAGGCAGCUUUCCUGCACCAGUUGCAUGUUGAUUGCCCUCUUAGAAGACAAAGUCCAGCAACUGGAGGAACGUGUAGCUACGCUCCAAAGAAUUAGAGAGCUGGAGCUCUUCUUGGAAGCAACAGAGCACACCGUCUCCACCAAGGAGGAGACGGGGACUCCCCUGAGAAGGAGGCUAGUUCACACAGGAGCCAGAUAUAUGGAGAAACGUGACUCAAAGAAGUAGGAGGCCCAGGGUUCGCUCUGAUUGUUUAGAAAUACACAAUCGCUUUGAGGUCCUCUCCCCUAGCAUGGAAGACGAAGAGCAGACUCCAUUUGAGGAUCUCUCCCUCAUUACAGUUGAUCAGGUAUAUGAAGACGAGCAGCAAAGUCAGUCCUCAGGGAAUGUGCAGGCGACCUUGGAAGGGACAGCUCACGGAAGAACCCUGACCAAACCUAAGAGGAGGCGUGUAGUGGUGAUAGGGGAUUCCCUACUGAGGGAACAGAAGCAGUGAUCUGUGGGCCUGACAAGAUGUCUCGGGAAGUGUGCUGUCUCCCGGGGCUAAGAUCCAAGAUGUAACUGAACGACUGCAAGGAAUCAUAAAACCCACUGACAAAUACCCCUUCCUCUUGGUUCAUGUGGGAACCAAUGACACUGCAAGCAAUAGCCUCCAGAAGAUCAAAAGAGACUACGAGGCUCUGGGCAGGAAAUUGAAGCAAUUAAAUGCACAAAUUGUCAUCUCAUCUGUCCUCCCAGUUGAACGACGUGGCCCAGGGAGAGAGGGAAAAAUAGUGGAAGUGAACAGCUGGCUUCGCAAAUGGUGUAAACAGGAACGGUUUGGAUUCUUAGAUCACGGGCUGCAGUUUCUUGAAUGCAAUUCUGGGCUGCAUCAAUAGGAGUAUAGCAUCUAGAUCAAGGGAAGUAAUAGUGCCACUGUAUUCUGCUCUGGUCAGACCUCACCUGGAGUACUGUGUCCAGUUCUGGGCACCACAGUUCAAGAAGGACACUGACAAACUGGAACGUGUCCAGAGGAGGGCAACCAAAAUGGUCAAAGGCCUGGAAACGAUGCCUUAUGAGGAACGGCUAAGGGAGCUGGGCAUGUUUAGCCUGGAGAAGAGGAGGUUAAGGGGUGAUAUGAUAGCCAUGUUCAAAUAUAUAAAAGGAUGUCACAUAGAGGAAGGAGAAAGGUUGUUUUCUGCUGCUCCAGAGAAGCGGACACGGAGCAAUGGAUCCAAACUACAAGAAAGAAGAUUCCACCUAAACAUUAGGAAGAACUUCCUGACAGUAAGAGCUGUUCGACAGUGGAAUUUGCUGCCAAGGAGUGUGGUGGAGUCUCCUUCUUUGGAGGUCUUUAAGCAGAGGCUUGACAACCAUAUGUCAGGAGUGCUCUGAUGGUGUUUCCUGCUUGGCAGGGGGUUGGACUCGAUGGCCCUUGUGGUCUCUUCCAACUCUAUGAUUCUAUGAUUCUAUAUUGGUAAGCUCUGUCGGAGGACUUGAGUCUGGGAGGAGGAAAGAGCUGUUUUUAUACUGUGGGUGAGACUCCUCAGUGGGACUUAAGAACGACAGACCCUGAGAUUAAUGAUGGAAAGAGCGAUGUUAUUUAUGAAAGUGAUGAUAUAUGGAAACCAUCACGAUAUGAGGAUUGGUCGAACGGAAAAAUCCACACAGGAUAUAAUUGAUGUUUAUCUGCUUAAGGAGAUUAUCAGAAGAGAGCAUAAAGGAAAAAGAAAAAAUGUACGAACAAGAUGAGAUGUGGAAACAGCAAGAUAAGACUGGAUAGAAUUAUGAACUUUAUCUGGACUGAUUUGGAUAUGAACGCAGUAGCAAGAAGAUGAUCGGAAUCCUCCUUUGAAACUUGAAAUAUGGGUCCCCUCAACAAAAAUUUAAAAUUCGGCUUUGUAAUUCGGAAUUUAUGUGAUUUGAUUUGAUUUGAUUGGUCGGUUAAUAAAAAUUAUAUUUAAAAAAAAAGAAGAAGAGCAAAUGUACCUGAAAAUGAUUGCUGUGGGGAUGCUAUUUAAGCGCAAAUGCUCCUAGAACUUUCAUUGGGACAGGAAGGAGAAAGCCAAGAUUUCUGCUAGUGAACAGCUUGUUCUAGGCUAAGCAGUUUAAGAACACAAAGCAGCCCAGCAUCCUGCUUCCCAUAGUGGCCUUGAGGAAGCUCACAAGCACUACAUGAGGGCAAUAGCCCUCUGCUGCUGGUGUCCUCCAGCAACUGGUAUUGAAAGGCAUGCUGCGUCUAGUCUAGAGAUGGUCUUUAACCACCAUGACUAGUAGGCCAUGAUUGCUUUAUCCUCCAUGAAUUUCUCUAAUCCCCUUUUAAAGCUAAGUUGGUGGGCUAUCACCACAUCUUCUGGAAGCAAAUUGGAUAGUAUGCCACAGCAGUGAGAAGGAGAGGCAGGGCAGAGCCUGGACGGAGGCGGGAAUAGGAUCUGGUACGGACAUCCUGAGAACUUCCAUCCCAGAUCACUUGCUGCCACCUUCAGACUCUACCCUGCUCCCCACCUCUCACUAGUUCACCCAACAUGAGCCAUCUGCUCAGAUAUCUUACAGGCCUUUGUCCAUUGUGAUUACUUCAGCUUGACAUGAUUACUUCGAAAUUACUUCAAAGGGCUAUGAGAAACUACUGCUGCAGUUGCCAGGAAAUGCCCUACUCCAAGAAGAGAGCGAGGAAGGACGAGACAAGUUUUCUGGUCCGUGUUUCACUUAGGUUAAAUUAGCAUGAUGCAUAUGACACUUACUGCUUGGAAAGAAAGUUUUUUGCAGCUGAACUGGGAUAGUUCUGAACCCACAAAUACAAAUGGAAUGUCAUGCAGUAUUUUUAUAUGCUUUGUGCUCUUCUUUUCCACUUACCCUCUUGUACUGUGGGGUGAAAGUAGGACAGGAAGCUCUGGGGAAAGGCAAAAGUAGAAAUGUGGGGAGUUCACCUGCCACAUAAUCCUGCGGCAAGAUCAGGCCCCGUGGAACAAGCAGGAGAAUCGUGCUAAGCUGAUUCUCCUAUAGAGAGAUAGCACUACUGUUCAGUUCUUUUUCAAGUUGGAUUUUUAUUUUAUUUUUUGGUCUAAGAAAACAGGAGGAGGGAGCAUGGGGAAAACACAAGAGGGCUAUAAUUUGCUUGAUACUUUAUGUGGAUAAGCUGUAAAAGGGGGGGGGGGACCUGAGUAAACUAAGAACGAGAAUUCCACAAUUCCUAAUGCAGACAGCCUUUCUCCUCCUCCGCCUCCUCCGCCUCCUCCUCCUCCUCCUCCUCCUCCUCCUCUUCUUCUUCUUCUUCUUCUUCUUCUUCUUCUUCUUCAUUGUAUCCCGCCCAUCUGACUGGGUUGCCCCAGCCACUCUGGAUGGCUCCAACCAUUCUCUGCCUUGUGAAUAUUAUGUUUUAGAAAUCACAAUUUGCUAGGACCCUCAGCACCUAAAGUAAAGCCUCUGAAGGAAACAAUAAAUUGUUUCCACCUACUAUGAUCUGAAAUUCAUGAAGCAUGUUUCCUCAGCCUCUGUAUGAAUGGGCCAAAACAACCAUUAUCAGCACCAUGUUUACAGCGAAAUAUGGCCCAAUGUAUUAAUUUGCAUUUUGUUGUAGGCCUGAGCCUCCUACCAUCACCCCCCAUUUCAGAUUCUGUAUUUGGCCACAAUGAAAAGUUAAAUUGUUUGAUUGUGUGCACAUAUUAGGAUGCUCAUAUAUCUAUUAAAAUUAGAAUUUUGUUUUUCGUCAUAUUUUGUGUAAGCUCUAUUUAAAUUAGUUUGUUGCAGAACAGAGUUGCUUGAUGGGUAAAUUGGUGGAUCAGAUUCAAUGUUAACAAGUUACUUGUCUGGUAUAUUGUAUAUUGUAUUAUCAGGCAUAGUUUUGUUCAGACGUCACACUGAACACAGGUACAAGCUGUCUUCUCAUCUACAUAUAUUUGUGCAAAAGAGUGAAGACAUGUUGAUUUGUACAGAUUAACUUUUGUGUACACAGGUACCCAAACUAUACACUCACUGAAUGGUACCUGUGAAUAACUGCAUGAGCAUACAACUCAAUGUGCACACUUGCACAGCUUGUACGUUCGUCGAAUGUAACGUGAACAUCCCUCAUGUGGCUGUGUUUUGCAACCAGACUGAUAUAAAUGGCCCCUCCUUUUGUUGCAAACACCAUAGCGUAGUUCUCGCUGAUUCAGUAGUGAAAAUAAACGUUAAUGCAAUGGUCGUUGAUCAUAUCUCAUGUACAAAAAAUGUGGGGGGGGAUGUUUUGUUUUCUCCCCUUUUGAAAAACAAUAAUUUAAUAUCCAUUUAAGUGGCUUCAGCAGAGAGCAGCAUGUAAACUGACAAGCAUCGCAUCAGGCUCUCCAUUCCAGAAUUCCAAUUAGGUGUUUGAGCGGCAGAUUGUCAGCACACUGGUUAUCAGCCUUGUGUGGUUGUAGUAUAGUGGGGCCUAAUUUGGAGUCAGGAGCCUAUUGCACCCCCACCCGCCAAACACUUUCUAAAUUUCAUACACCAUCAUUUAGAUUCUGUAUUACUCUAACGGAGUGUGCAUUGUUUCCCCUACAAAUUUUGCCUCUCCUUGGUGUAUUGACACAGGGAGGAAGUAUUACAGAGGGGUCGGGGGAAGCAAACCCUGUUCCGAAGCUAGAAAGGGGAUGUUAAUUAAACACUGUAUAUUCCCCCACACGCCUCGCUGAAAUAUAAAUGACUCAUUUGUUAGUCAACUGAAAUUAUCUUGCCCUGAACAUCUUGUGCUCCUGUGACAAGGUUUGCCUGCGCAUGGAAAAUCACUUGCGCUGGCCAUUUUCCGAGUUUUCUAAACUGCUGUGUUGCUUUGACAUGUUGUUCAAAUGAAUUGUAUUUUCUGCUAGUCUGAGGGAGGAGGGAGAGGAAGGAACUUAGCUAUUUCAGGCCACAAUCCUGUAUUGCCAGAUAAUUUAGGUUUUAGGUGGUUUCGUAUCUUGAAAGCUACGUUUUCUGAACUUAAAACUUCUUUCCAAGUCACAUUUGAAGACUGCCCUGUCCACACACAUUUGUCCAUGGCUGCUGCAAGCAAUUCAUAUGCAGAGAGUCAUGUUUGAAAUCACUUUCCUGCAUGCUUGUCCACUCAUGUGUUAGUGUUACAUGUAGCUUGGGAUGCUGGUGAUGUCAUACUGACAGUGGCAGUGGAAUAGCACACAGGAAGGAAUGUCAUCCUCUUCACAUGGGUCACCACUACAAAUGGGCUGGUAUAUUUAAACUGGCCCAAAACAUGUGCUCUUCUGAAAUCAAGUUUUCCUUUGCCUUGAUAUUCUAUCAGUGUUAGGCAUCUUCUAUAUAUGUAUAAGGGCAGUGGCCAUAACCAUAUUUUCACAUCUCAUAAAAGAUAGGAAAAUCAGAAGCUGGGUUAUAGCAAGUCAGGCUGUUGGUACAUCUAGUUCACUUUUGUCUACUCUGACUGGCAGUGGUUCUCCAGGUUUUCAGGCAGGAGGCUUUUCCCAAUCCGGAGAUGCUUGGACCUUUUGCAUGCAAAUCAUAGGUCCCUUCAGUGAGCUACAGCCUCUUCCUCAUGCUAAUUCCUCAGGCUAAGAAGCUUAGCUCUCUUUGUUCCUAUAAUUUCAGUCAUUACUCCUGUUUGAAUUUAAAAGUCUCCUUUAUUCUAAUGCUCUAGUCUAGAACUUUGCUGCCUAAUUAGGAGCUCCUGCAAAUUCCUAAUUCUAACGCUUCAGAUGUUUCGAUAUGCCUUGAUUUUGCAGACAUUCUGCAUAACAAAUGUUUUUCCCUCAACAGUCUGACUUGCUGUAUUUUGGGACUGGGUUUGAAACUUCAAAGGUGUCCUUGAUUAUUCCUGCCCACCCCUCUUCUCUCUCUCCCUCUCUCAUUUUUCUCUUUUGCAAAUACUUUGCACAAAGGUGAUUUGACUUGGUCUCUCUUUUGAUCCGAUACAUUUUAUGACCUCUUACAAAGUUUGUAUAAUCAUCAGUUGAGAAACUGUGCUAAGCUGUUCUUUCUUACUCCAUUUGGAAUUUGUAGUAAGUAUUUUUUCUCUGCUUAAAAAUCCUGAACAAGUGCCUCAUCUAGCCUAUGACUUCCAGGCUGAUUUCAUGGAUCUCGGUGGAUGGAAUAACAGAAGGAGCCUAGACUAACAGCCUCCUGCCCUUAAAUAGCACAUCUGGUAUCCAUCUUGGCCCUUGUAAUGAUAGGGAGAUAGGGUGUUUGUAAUUCAUUAUGGGUUAUGUGCAGAGUUGGAAGACAGGCCUGCGGCCAGAAAUGUUGUGUACCUAAGCAUACCUGGGGGGGAAUGGGGAUCAUUUCUCAAUGCAAAUCAGCAGAAACCUAACCAUAAAUAGUGGAGUUUAAUUCUAAAUUAAACUGAUGUAUUACAUUUUUUUAAUACCACCAGAUGCCCUAGUAUUUCUCAGCUGCCCCAGUACUUUGCCACUUGCUGGUUAAAAAACAAUGGAAGCCAGGAGCAUGAUUCUAGUGACACAUUGGAUACAGUGCUGACUGCGCAUUUUCCCUCUGUAGGGAAGCUGCUGGGAACUCCCCCAAAGGCAGCAGACAUCUCCACACACAACUCUGGGACAGUGUUGUGGAUAGUAUUAAUGUUGUUACAAAAGCCGGACUCCUGUCCCUCUCUCCACCAAGCCAUGGCAAGAGCGCAUGGGAUCUCAGACACACACACAGGGUCUGUGUCCCUUUGGAAAACAGAAGACACAGUAGAGGCUGUCGUGCUUUAAGAAAUACGGUUUUAUUCACAUAUUUACACCUUCAGUUUUCAUGGAGGGAGUCCAGAUCUUAUAGCAUGACCCAAAGCAUUGCAGGCAGUCCUUCCUUGCCCCUCACCAAGAUGGAUCUGACCCUUUCUUCUUCCCAGAAACCCCUUGCCCUCCUCCCAGAGCAGUUACCCUGGCAACCUUCCAAAUCUCCAGUCUCUGGUCACACCUGGUGCUAGAAGUUUGGCCAGGCUACCCAGGAAUUCCUUUGCAGCUUAUAUUCUGCCUUCAUAUCACCAAUAACCCAAAAGCCUAGCAUUUAUUAAUUUAAGUGUUUAGGGGGAUGCCCCACCCCCACAGUUCUGCGCCCCACGAUGCAGAACUGUCAUAAACAAGAUUUAGGAUAUGCAUUCAAAAUAAAGCACCUUCAUUCAUUAAAUAACUCCGUUCCGUUUGGACAACAUCCAACAUUAUGUGAGUGGACUUCCCAUUCCUCUUGUCUGCACCCCUCCAAAAGCUCCCACAUGGGGGUCAUGGGGAGGGGGAACAGAAGCCUCCUACAAACAGAAGUCCUUUCUGUUAGUGAAUGGACUCCACUGGAUUUCACCAGUUGUGUUUUAGGUCAGGCAUGCGAACUCCUUUAAAAUGGUUUUAAAUUUGAGCAUAAACAUUAAAAAGUUUUUAAAAGAAAUCCCACCUUCCUGUUUAAUUUGUAGUCCAUAGAGCACAUCCUCAUCCUCCUUUUUCUUCGUUUUCAUAAAUCCCUUAUGUCAAAAGCUUUUCACUCACCACUGAGUGUAACCUGCACAGAUGUUCCAAGUAUUGAUUAAAUACAUGGAGGGGGAAAGCCUCACUUGUUCCAGCCCUGCCAGAGGUCACAGAGAGAAUAAUUACUCUUAGAGGACCUUGUGUGUCAUCCCAAAUAAGGUUUCACAAUUUCCUUUGCCAUUCUCAGGGGAUGGUGUUGGCAAGAUGGAGGAAAGAGCUGUGUGCUGGAUUUAUCCCACUAUUAAUUUGUAGUCAGAGAGCCAUGUAAAUGCAUUAUGGCACUGGCCACCUGAGCAUUCAUUUGGUUCUACAGUGGCAGACUUAAGUAUCACCCUCCCUCCAAGAAUCCUGAUUUAGCCAGCUCAGCCAGGUUUUUCGGAGCUCUUUAAUGGGGAAAACUUCACACUGCAAGAGCCUUGAUUUUAAAGAAGUGGUUCUGCUUGUUUUGCAAUGCCUAUGUAUCUAUUAGCUAAAGCUGUGGCUCUGAUGAUAAAUAGAACAUGGGAGUGCAUCACAUGCUUGUACUCAAUUCAUCUUGAAUAACCAACUCUCUCUGAUUCCAUACUUCCAGUUGGUCAUCACCUUUCCCCCCACUCUUAGCCACUCUAAUGGUGAGUACAGCAAGGGCAGUUGAUUUGCAUUCAGUGUUAUGAAUAUGUACCACUUAUGUAAAGAGGCUUUUAAUCUGCAUUACUGUACUGCAUACUAUGGAAACAGGAAGCUGUUUUGAUUAAUUGAUGUGAGGCAUGUGAUCCUGUGUCUAUAGCAUUACACUCUAUGCCACUGAAUCUACAGAGUGAGGUAUACUGAAGAUCACUUAUCCCAGAUUAAUUACUCUUAAAUACAUGUUCCCUGCACGUUUGUACAGCUAGUCAGGGUGGAAAAGAACACUAAAAGUAUGGCUUUGUGACAUUUUAGUCUGAUUGCUCAGAAUCCACUUGAGUUUUAGACCUGCCCAUGGAAUAAACUUUCUACGCUCCCAGAGUACUCUGUCAAGCCAAUAAAAUGUAUGUGAAAUAUAUACAAGAGUAUGGUAGAUUGUAGAAUACAUACUUCGGAAGCAGAAGGUUUCAGGUUCAAUCCCUGACAUUGUAGAGUUGGAAGGCACCAUGAGGUUCAUUUAGUCCACCUCUCCCCCUGCAAUGCAGGAAUCUUUCACCCAACGUAGGGCUUUAACCCACAACCCUGAGAUUAAGAGUCUCAUGCUCUACCAAGUGAGGUAGUCAGAGUAGGAGGGCUGUCAGCCUUGCCAUAAGUGCAACUAUACCGACAUACAUGAUAUAUGAACUGAUUUGGCACUUCAUUGCACAAUAGUAUUCCCAUUCUAAUGUCCUUCUGCUGCCUGCUGGAUCUUCCUUCUGGAAUCUUUCAGCUAGACCCUUGCAGUAAAAGCCUGUCAGAAAAGGGUGAUAUUUUCAGCCCCAUUGUGUCCUCUGCGAAGGAGAUGCUCACAGAUGCUCUCUCACAUGAGUGCAAUAUCACACAGGCAGGCUGGAAGUUCAUGAAUAUUCAGUAGAUUGGUUGUUCAUGUGGGCUUUCUCUUUGUGGGCUUCAUAAUUGCCCGAGCCCACAUGAUUUGCUCAUAAAAGUCAGUGACUGAUGACCCUAACUAAUGCUUUGCAGACUGCUGGCAGGUGUUGUCCUGAGAUGAACUUCACCAAUCAUUGCUUCUCUAUAGCGCCCAUUUACUUCAGCGAGGCUCACACAUGCUGGUCUUUUGGUCAUUUUGGAGUUGGCCUUGAUCUGCCCCAGUUGCAGUUCCAGGAUUCCUGAGAAGUUGCUACCUGUCAGUUGUUGUUGUUGUUGUGGGUGGAGCAGAUGUUUUUAAAAUGCAAAGUUAUCUGCUUCAUGUGGCCACAUCUGUACAUCCAUAGCACAUGUUGUUAAUGAAGCCAUGGAUUAGCAGGCAGUUUAUUUCAGAAUCCAAGAGUGGCUUGCUCUGCAUGCUGCAAUUUCAGCAGGUAAAGUUUCAUACAGCUCCCUCGGGCCAAUACUGGGGCCCUGCUGCUGAUGCCCAACGUAUAAUUUGGCCGUUCACUGUGGCAAGGUGUGGCAAUUAUUGCUUUCUAGUUUUUAUAUACCAUUUUUCAUUAAAAGCAAAGACAAAUAAAUCACAAAGCAGCUUACAAGGCAAUCCAAGAAAAAAUUAAAAACACCAUAUAAAAACAAUAAAACGUCAAAAUAGGAUUCCACUCAGUACCCUUCCACUCACUCAGCACCCACACAGAUGAAUUCAACCUAUACAUGCACAUAUUCACCCACGCUUAAAACACCCACCUACAAACAGUCUCCCUCACUCUCAACAAUAGCCAUUAGAUGCUGUUAAAAGGCGGUUAGGCAAAUUCAGGGACAGCAGUUAUGAGUCAUGAUAACUAAACUUAACAUGCAUAUUCAUAAGCAAUGAGCCUCUGAAUACUAGCUGCUCUGAAGCAACAGCGGGAGCAUAGGAAGUCCAUUGAGCCAUCUAGCUGGUGGAGAAGUGCACCCCUGGUUUUUCUACAUAACCCAUACCCCUUUUAUUUAUUGGCAGUAUUUUAUUGUUUUUCUGCUUGCAAAGGAGUUGGUACCUGAGGAGGAGUUUCCAUUUGUAAACACACACUGCUCUCUAAAGUCAGUAAAUUCAGUGAACAUUCUUCUUCUUCUUCUUCUUCUUCUUCUUCUUCUUCUUCUUCUUCUUCUUCUUCUUCUUUGAAUUUACAUACCGCCCUAUACCUGGAAUAUGGAUAUGUGCAUAUGCCCUUUUAAACCUUGUUCACAUCUGUAGUACUCCGACAGAACACUUGGCAAUACUCAAUGUUGUAAAUUUGUUAAUGUCAUUGAGUUAAAAAAACAACAACCACCAUUUAGUGAUGGAGGAUCUUCCCUCAAAGACUUUUGGUGGUAGUCCCACCCACCCGCAAUUCCCUUUUGCCCAUACCCGCAAUUCCUUUUCACAAUGGCCUGUCUGAUGUCUGAGAUCUCACACAGUGAUUGUUCCCUGAGGAAAGCCAGCCAAGAAAUAAAGCAUAUGGGGUUUAGGAAGGCUGUAGUGAGAGAAUAGUGGGACUGCUUCACUGAGCACACUAGUCUCUUUCAAAGACAACAGAGUUCUCAGUAAUUUGCAGAAAACAUUGUGGGCUGUCUGGAUUGUCCUGGAAUUGGAAAGGAGAAUGGAUACCAUUUCAGCUAUGAGAUUGUGGAAUUCUUUCUUGAAGCCUAAAAGUAUUUCACUCGGUUUGGAACUGUAUACUUCUGUUCCACGUGGAUUUGGGUGCUUGUUCAAAUGCAGUCAUUGAAAAUGUCAUUCUGACUUCUGAGGAGAUACCUCAAGUACCUUGAGCUCACAGUAAUAAAUAGAUUAUUAGGACUCAUUGGCAGAGUAGGCAAUAGGCCCAAUUUAAGUUCUUCUAAUUCCAAAUGGACUUGAUUUCAAACUAUAUUAUAUUAGUAUUGCAGGGGUUUUUUUUUUUACUUUUGUUUGUGCUUAUUAUUUAAUACCCUUGGUUAACCACCAUCACCACCAAAGCAAAACAAAACUGGAUGCUAGAGAAGGAAUGAAGGAAGCAGGAAUCAAAAUGGGUCUUGGGUGUCAAGAGGCAAGGCUUCAGGAGGGUAAGGAGGGAGGGCUUUGGAGGACACCUCCCAGUGAGUUCAUGAACAAAGAACAGCUCAGCCCACACCCUCAGGAGCUGGCCUUGGGCCUGUUGAGGUAGCCAUGUCUUUGUGUGUGGCUCCUUCCUCUCUGAGCCCCUGCAUAGACUUUGUUGUUGAGUUGAAACGAUACAACACUCUACUGAAAUCUGCUGUGUUGAGAUAUUCUGAUAAUGAAAUUAAGGGUUACUGAUUUUUUUUGUUAAGAUUUUUUAUUAACAAAGCCAGAUGGGCAGGGUAUAAAUAAUUAUUAAUUAAGCCAGAUGGGCGGGGUAUGAAUAUUAUUAUUAUUAUUAUUAUUUAUUCUUUCACUUUAAAAUGCAUAUGAAACAGAGAGCACAAUUACAGCAACAGACAAAAAUUAAAAGAUGAAAAACAAAACUAUAAAAUAGGCACGUAGAAUGAGUAGUUGCACAUGAGUUAAAAUAGCAAAACCCGAGUAAAGACUAUUGAUGCUAUCAGCUCAUCAAGUUUAGUUCCAGAUUUGCCAGGCUUGUGACAAGGUUUGUCUUCAAAGCUUCAGUUCUGCUAUAUAUGUCAUAAAAGAAAGCCAAAUCAUAUAAAAAGUGUCUGGAGGGUCUAGCCUUGUCAAAAUCUCAAAUUAUGUGUAAUUUUAUCCAUUAUAGAUAUAUUCCAGCAUGAGUGGUACAAAGCUUCCAGUGUCAGACUGUGGGCUGUUUUUGAGUUGAAAUUACUUUUAAGGGUUGCUGAUUUGAGACUCAUUUUGAGCUUGAAUCUGUCCUGUCUUUACUAUCUGCCACUACAUUUUGAGCAUAUCUGAAUGGAGCACUUGGGAAAGAGGAGGGUGGAUGGAGAUGUGCUGAGAAGCAUUUCCAAUCCCAUGUAUGGGGAACCUUUGUCCUUCCAGAUGCGCUCAUCAUCAUGGUAUGAUGUUAGCUUACUGCAGUACUAGCAAGACACCAUUAAUGUACCUGCUGGAACAAGUUCCUGUGCAGUUUCUCAUGGACCUGCACCCACACCUGCAUGUUUGGGUGAAGGGACUAAUUGGAAAUGUUCUAGUGCAAAUGUUCUUCAUCACACUUUUCACAUGUCACAUGUUCGUCACAUGUUCGGAAACCUGAGUUUCCAUAUAGGUAAAGGACCCCUGGAUGGUUAAGUUCAGUCAAAGGUGACUAUGGGGUGAGGCGCUCAUCUCGCUUCAGGCUGAGGGAGCCAGUGUUUGUCCACAGACAGCUUUCCAGGUCAUGUGGCCAGCAUGACUAAACCACUUCUGGCAGAACGGAACACUGUGAUGGAAACCAGAGUGCAUGGAAACACCAUUUACCUUCCUGCCACAGCAGUACCUAUUUAUCUACUUGCACUAGUGUGCUUUCAAACUGCUAGGUUGGCAGGAGCUGGGACAGAGCAACAGGAGCUCACUCUGUUGCAGGGAUUUGAACCACUGACCUUCCGAUCAGCAAGCCCAAGAGGCUCAGUGGUUUAGACCACAGUACCACCUGCAUCACUGGACAGCACUAAAAUAUUUUUCAUAGAGCCUGACAUAUGCUCUUAAACUCUGUAGCAUUAAAAAAGGUAGGAUCAGGCCCCUCCUGAUAGAUAGCUUUCAGUUGACAAUUUCCAGAUUUUGCAAUAAACUAAAGCCUCAAUUUCCUGUGGUCUUAGCAAGUUCUUUGCUAUUAUGCUGUGCUAUAAGCAAGUGCAUAAGUAUGUGUUCAAAUAGUGAUCUGCCCACACGUAGGGGACUGCCUUUGUUUAAAGGAACAGAAGUUGUGGCUGGGGGAGGCAUUGAGAUCACGUACAUCACGAUCCCAAGCCUGUUUAUUCUGCUGUGAGCCCUGCUGAUUUUAGCGUGAGGGAAUCCCAGAUACUGGUACACAAGCCCUCCAGUCUUGGCACUAAUAUUUUUAAGAAGUUAUUCCUGGAAGAUACACCAGUGGCUGGUGUAGAUGUAACACUGCGAGAUCAAUUAAACGUCACUAGGCAAUGAGGGGCGUUUUUUGGAGUCUUCGCCCACCCUUCUCCCCGCUUCUUUGUCCCCCACCUCCCCAGUUAUUGAUAUCCAGUCUUUCCUACAGGGCAGAUGGCCCUGUAGGAAGAAAGAAGGGAGAGUCUAGCUGGAAGAGGCUCUGAGGCAGUCUUCGCUUGCCUACUUUACUCUCCUGGAAUCCUUCCCACAGGGUAGCUGGUGACAGAUGGCUGCCACAGAGAAAAUGUUGGCGUACAUAGAAAACUAACCAUUGUUGCCUUCAAAAUUUAGAGAGCAGUGUCUGCACUGGGAAAUAGGUAUGUGUUGGCGGGGGGGGGGAUCCAAAAGUUCAGGGGCUGCUGGUUGCUCAACCACAGCUAGGCAAUAGGGUAUCAUUAUGUCUGCACUGAAUGAGCCAAUGGAAUGACUCUGUUACAGCCAUUCAAGGUUUUGACAAAGCUACAGUGCUAGGUAUUUGUUUGAAAGAAUUCCAUAGCACAUCCAGCUAUGAAGCUAGGCGAAAGGCUGAUUCAUGUGACAAUUUUUGUCAUCGCUUUCUAUCGUCACCUGGUUCUGAAGAUCAUCAGGGAACCCUCUGUACUGAACAAACACCUGAGUGUGAGUUAACAUGAUUGUGUAAAUAUCCUCAGAUGUUAUAUGACCAUAAAUCAGUUACUCCUCCGUGUACACAUGGUCUCUGUCACACAUCUUUUCUUUUUAAGAUUCAUUUUUGUGAUGCUACUUCCCCACAUGUGGCAGAUGGUAGGUUUUUGUCUUACAUACUGUUCUUCUGAUAAAUAAUAUCAGAAGCCUAGUUACAGCUAAGCUUAGAAUUGCUCAAAACUGGAAGAUGGACAUGUCAGUAUUUAAAAGACAAUAGUUCAAACUAUUUUGGUCCUGUUUAGAUCAGGAUAAGCCAAAAUCAGGCUAACUUGGUGGAACGUUUGUUAACCUGGCCAUUUUUUCUUAGUUACACUGGACCUCCAAACAAGGUUCAGUGUUAAACAUAAGAUGAUCAAUUUGUAUCAGACUAGCUUUGUUAUUAAUAAAUGUGACUCUUACACAGAACAACUGGAGGGAUGGAAGUGGUGUGGGAUUAUUACUUUUUUCCUUCUUGUUGUCAUUCGGGGGGCGGGAGGAAUAUAAAAAAACACUAAAAUGAAGAGCAUGAUAUCAAAAGCCAUCCUCCGUGGAUUUUGCUGAAUAUUUUACUCAAAGGAGAAAAUCCUAAAUGCUUCAAACACAUGCACGUUCUACCUGAUCCAUAUUCAUAGGCUUUCCCUUGCUGUGACUGAUUUAUUCCCCUUUGUGCCCCCAGGGUGUUCAUAGUCUAUAGUAAAGGCGGCCUGAGUAGAAACCAAGUCUAUCUUUACUUACAAUCAGGAGGAGAAAGAGCAGUCAGGAUAUUAAUGGAAGAAACAAACUGAUUUGUGAAGGAAUAUUUCAUUAUACGUCACAUACGUCACAAUGUUUGGUCAUACACCACACAUAUUUGAUCAUAUGUCACACACCUUGGAUUCCCAGGUAUCAUUUCACUACAAAGUAAUGUUACCAGAAAAGUACAGCUGUUAGGAGAUGGUCUGUGUGGAAGCAGCUGCCUGCUUGUGAGUAAAAUGAUGCUAUAGAAUGUGUUCUUUGGUGGCUGCAUAUUGUUUCAGUGGCCCUAUGAAUUUAGCUGCCAUUGCUUUCGUUAUUCAUCAAGAGCACAGUUGUUUGGGGGCUGCCAGAUGUCCCUAUUAUGAUAUCCCCGAGAGCCAGUGAAUAAAGGGUCAGACUGGAACUUGGGUUCAGAUCCUCACUCAGCCGUGACACAAAGUGGGUGGCCUUCACCCAGCCACAAUCUCUCAACCUAUAAUCUACAUCACAGGAUUGUUGUGGUGAGCAGGGGGAAAUAGGAUGACGUUCAAGUACACUGUCUUGAGCUGCUUGGAGGUAGGGCAGGAUAAAAUGUGUGUUUGAGUGUUAGAUUAGCCAGCUUUGUGGUUUUCGCUGAUCCUAUUGUUUCAGUGGUUUUCUAAGUGUUAAUUGUUGUGGAUUCUGUGAUUUUAUGCAUCCUGUAUUUCAUACCCAACCCUGGAUUCCACUUAGAUGAAAAAUAGGCUAUAAACAGUAUAUAUCGUGUGCACGUUGUUUGUGUGUUCGGUUAUGUGCAUGCCCCAUAACCUUUUAUCACAUCUCCUCUGACCAUGACCCUUAGUUUCAAACAGUUCAACUCACUAGUUUCAUGCCUGGAGGGGGCUCAAAUUUCUAGGAAGGGAUAGUGUUCUGGAGCCUAUGUACACCCAUCAUUCUAGAUCCAGAGAGGCUGAAUGCCCCCUGCAGAGGACCCUCCCCUACCCUUCUUGGAUUUAUUAUGGAGUGACUGCACCCUCCUUACACCAUCAUCCCAAAGUGAUUUUGAGAUUAUGUGAGCUUGGAGAAAUGUUUCUCCCCCCCCCCCAAAAAAAAUCCCUUGUGCAUAAGAAAGUGUCUUGUCUUUUCCUCUUCAGAUUUCAGUCUGGGCAUUGUUGGGCCAGUCCCACAGAUCCUUCCAUGGGGCACUAGGCUGUUUGCAAGCAACGGGUUCGGUUGGGUUAAUUGAAUGUAUGUAUUACUUAAAAAUCUUAAAGCAAUUUGCAACAAGAAUAAAUACAAUAAAAACAUUUUAAAAAUUGUCCAGUAGCACCUUAGAGACCAACUAAGUUUGUUCUGGGUAUAAGCUUUUGUGUGCAUGCACACUUCUUCCGAUAUACACAUGAAAGCUUAUACCCAGAACAAACUUAGUUGGUCUCUAAGGUGCUACUGGACAAUUUUUAAAUUUAUUUCAACUGCGUCAGACCAACACAGUUACUUACGUGAAUCUACAAUAAAAACGCAUAAGUGUAAUGAAAGCAUAAUCAAAAUUAUAAAAAUCCAGCCAUUGUUGCUGGCUGCCCAGCUCCCUGCCACACACGCGCACACACACACAAAAAAAAACCCUUUGCCACUGAAUGAAUGAAAUGGUAGGUGCCAGGUAGGACUUUCAGAGGAAAGUAUUCUGUUUCAUAGGCUAAAAAGAAAAGGCUUGUUCUUUCUGCACACAACCAUAUCUCCAUAUGCUCAGCUAGUUGGCUUUGGGUUCACGGGACAGCAGAAUGGGGUGGCCAUUCUCAAAACAUUUGAGAAAUACUGCCACGGCUUCAUCAAUCUCCUUAUUCUGAGCAUUUCGAUCUGACAGCCCUAGCUUUGAUUGUUAGCAGAAUUCAGAAAUUGAGGGCCUGCUGCAUGCAUUUGGCCAACUUCUUGCAAGAGAUUUGCUUGGCCUUUGAAAGCUGUGUGAGUUGCGCUGCCCUUUUUCUCUCUGCACCCCCCUGCACCCCCCCAAAGCCCUCUGCUAUGUACCUCUGUUCUGGAAACAAUGGCACUACAAAUUGCUUUGACAGUGUCAGCAAAGCUGGCGGGAUGGAGUGGGCUUUUCUGCUUGGCCGUAAUUCCAGAAGCCGUGCUGUGCGGCAGAGAGACCGCUGCAAACCUUUACAAGCAGAGGCAGUGGCUUGCGUGCCGGGGAAGCUAAUCGCGGCGGAGGCGGAGGCGUUCAGGACCCCGCACAGGUGUUGAGGAGCAGCAGUUCAUUAAGGGAGGCAGGAAGAGGGCUCUCUCUCUCUCUGCUCUGUCCAGGCUAUUGUUAAGAGCUCCUGACAGCUGAGAGCAGCCCCUCUGCUUGUCACAAUAGCUGCUCACGCUGAGCAAGGCUCAUUAAAUAUUCAGUCCCAGCCUCAAGCAGCUCAUUAAGGCAGCAAUGAGCAGUGACGUGGCUGCUGGAAAGCCCUGCCUUGCUUAGCAUCACCAUGCACAGGCUCAUUGGACCUCUGGAUGCUCUCCUCCUCAGUGCCUUCUCUGUGAUGACCAGCUUGUGCUCCCUGCUUUGCAUUAAGUACAGGUAAAAAGAGCAGCAAUUGCAAUGUGUUCAGGGAAGCAGAUUCAAGCCUUUAAAUCUGGCUGGCGGGAACAUCGGUGGGCUGCAUCUGAGUUGCCCUCUGGCCUUUUCAGCGUUCCUUUCAGCGGAGGGGUAGGGGAGGGUCGCAGAGGGAGGAAGCCGAGUUGACAUCUACCACAGGCUUUUCCUUAGCAGCAUGUGUUCUUCUCGUUGUUUUGCAGAAGCCUGCAAAGGGGAUUUGCACAGCCAGCACAGAGUUGAAUGAGGCAAACUUUUUUUCCUGUUGAGAUUGCAACUUCCCUAAGGAAGUAGUGUGACCGUUAUGUGUGUUCUGCUCUAGGUGCUGCCCAUUAAGUGGCAAGGUUCUACGUGUUUCCAACACUAGUGUGGUUAUGAUUGUUUUAGUUUUCUUUUAAGGAGGGCUGUUAUUGAGCCACAAUAAGUGACACCCAAAAGUUUCCUUUUUAAGUGAAUGCAUGCACUCUCAGCUGCUAAACUUCCUAGACUGUUUGUUUAAUAAGAGGUAAGAAACGGGAGGCUCCUAAACGAAAUGAUGGUUUAUGGUGACUGGUAGCAGCACAUUUUAGCGUUCACUUGAGAGUCACUGGCAUGACAAAAUCAGAAAUAAAACUUUGUGUGUGUUUGUCCAUGUGUGUGAUGCAAAUGCUUAGCAUGGACAGAAAUGUCAGAGAGCCCUGAGAGUGCUGAUGAUGUUUCUCUUCCAUUCACAGAAAAUGUUUUCAGACAGCUCAUUUCUAUGUGGAAGACAGCAGUUCGCCUCGAGUGGUGCCAAACGAAACCAUUCCUGUUAUUCCCAUCCCAGGUAAGGAAGGUCUGACAUCAUGACUUAACUCAUUCAUACUUUGGGCUCCUUACAAAUCACAGUUUGCACUGUAUGUUCUGUAUCAGUCAGUCCGCUUCCCACAUUGGCUGACUUCUUUAUACAUUUGGAGCAUCCCGCAGUGUGUAGUAAUAUUUCUGUAAAUCUUCAUUAAAAUGAGGGGGGAACACAGAGUUUGGAUUAGUGCUUUCUUAUCUGGAUAAGGCACAAAGCACUGAUGGUAUCAUAGUGGGGAGUCCCCAUGUGUCUUCUACUUUUCUGGCUCUGCCCUUUUGCCAUUAAUCACUUACUCCAUCCUUCUUGUUCACUGAUGUUCGUAGUCUGCACCUUUUCUGGCCUCCAGCUGUGCAGGACAAUCUUAUGAAUGUCUACACAGAAAUCCUGACAUUCACUGAGACUUACUCCCAGGUAAUGUUGGAUUGCAGUGCAAGUGGAACUCCAGUUGCCAGGUCUGUGUAAUGAAGACUUUUGCUUGCCAGGCUGCCUGUGACCUUUUGAGGGCAGGGGGAGAUCCCACCUACGCAGUACUGUUUUAUAGGAAAACUCUCAUUUAAAUGUAAGUGGCCAAAUAAGAUGCAUAGGUUUUGCUUGAGGCAAAGUUGUAUCAGUUUAGUCCUAAAUACAAUCCUAAAUACACUUACUGGAAACUAAGCAGUGGGAUUUACUUCUCAGUAAAGAGAAGAUUGCUGUUAGAGUAGCUGCAGACUUGGUCCUAAUGCUUAUUUACUGGUUAAUUAAAAAUAUCAACGCACAUGCCUACUAUUUUACAAUCUGUCAAGUGCCUUGAAGUAAUUAUAUAUGGAAUGGUUCUCAGCAGAAAUUUGUGAGCCAAAGCCAGACAGAUGUGAAGAUUUGCAUAUUGUCUGUUGUACACAGCUCUUUAUGCCUUGAAACACAGGUAGCUAUUUUGGUGCUGUCCAGAUGUUGUGAACUACAACUCCCAUCCUUCCCAGCCAGUAGGAUCAAUAGUCAGGGAUGAUGGAGUUUGUAGUCCAGCAACAACUGGAGGGCCAAAGUUUCCCUACUCUUGCCUUAGAGCAAUGAAAAGUCAAAGCUUUUUUCAAAGGCAUGUUGGAAUUGUCACAGUUUUUCCUGAGGUAGUGGGUUGGCUGCUGGUUGGCCACUGGUUUGAGCGUUACAGUUAUCUUUCAGUUAUUGGGAACAUAGGAAGUUGGAAUCCCUAAAAAGGCAGUGGACUCUCCUUCUUUGGAGGUUUUUAAGCAGAGGGUAGAUAGCCAUCUGCCAUGGAUGCUUUAGUUGAGAUUCCCCUAUUGCAGGGGGUUGGACUAGAUGACCCUUGGGUUCCUUCCAACUCUACAAUUCUGUGAUUCUAUGAUUCAGAUGCUCUCCCACUGAGAAUUGUGCACUGCACUUAUCCCCCCCCUUCCAGAUAUUUUGAAAGCCAUGUAACAAAUAACUGUUUUAGACUGAGAUUCUUUGCAAGGCAUAUGUAUAAGUUAAAUAUUGCUAGCCAACAAUAUUGUGUACAAUAUAGAUAAGAUAACAUUGGAGUUCUUUGUAUGGCCUUGAGGCUUUUGUCGGAAGUGUGAUUACCUUGUCUGACAAACCUCUGAUGCUCAUGUGGUGAUUUUUUUUUUUUUAUGGGAUCUCCUGAGCAAACAUGCAAAUACAUAGGAAAUUCACUUGGGAUGCUUUCUAUGUCACUUUUCCAAGGUUUGAUCCCAUUAGCUGAAUUCCAAAUUGGGUUUGGAUCUGCUUUAUGGGAUUGUCUUCAGAAAGGGGCUGUGGAUAACCCAUUCUGACAGAGCUUUUGUUCACAUACUCUUAUCCAAUUAGCAGCAAAUCAUGUCAGAAAUGUGUACAACUCUGCAUGCUGUGAUGAUUUUCCCCUAUUACCAGUGUGCACAAUGCUACAAACCAGAAGUCCUUCAUAUAACCAAAACUUUGCCAUUAAAAUCCUCCUUAAGGUUUGUUUAAAAGCUUUUAAAAAUAAAAAAAAUCUCCCCAUCUUCUUGUCACGUGUAAGCAAAAUUGUAUUAUUUGACCAUAUAGAAUGCCUCACCCCCCAAAUGCUACCAAUUCCAUUAGUUCUGUGGUAUUUCCCCACACCAUCGCAGGAGGUGCAAAGUAUUCAGGAGAAUAGUUACGAAGCUUAAGUGGGAGUUGUAAGAUAAAGAAUUUCAGAGCUGAGCAGGAGAAAAGUUCUAGUCUAUUAUUUUACCUCAUGUGGUUUUUCAUUACUACAAAUACAUGUUGUUGGUUUUAAUCAGAUAAAUAAGAGGGAACAUUAAAAACAACAACAACCAAGCCCCCACCUUUUGUCUUAAACAAUAGAAGAAAACCUCUUUUGGUUGAACAUGUAUACAGUGGUACCUCGGGUUACAUACACUUCAGGUUACAGACUCCGCUAACCCAGAAAUAGUGCUUCAGGUUAAGAACUUUGCUUCAGGAUAAGAACAUAAAUCGUGCUCCGGUGGCACGGCAGCAGCAGGAGGCCCCAUUAGCUAAAGUGGUGCUUCAGGUUAAGAACAGUUUCAGGUUAAGUACGGACCUCCGGAACGAAUUAAGUACUUAACCAGAGGUACCACUGUAUCAGGGUCGCCCUCCAGAUGUUGUUGGCCUCCAGCUCUCACAGCAUGGCCAAUGGUUAGGGAUGGUGGGAGGUGCAGUCUAGCAACAUUGGGAGAUAGACAUGUUCCUGAUCUCUGGUGUAGAUCAUUUAUUAGUCUGUCUAAAAGGUGGAGGCAAAAGCUCCUUCUAUUGGAGCUUCACUCGAAUAUAAUUUCUUAAUACACUUUUAAUACUAAGUUGUCUGAAGGACAAGAAACUUUGGGGGGAUCUAGGAGAGGGGGACCCCAAACAUAUUCAGUGGUCACAUAAUGCCGCUUGACUGUUGUGAGCAAAAUGGGAAAUGGGUGGGAGGGGAAAGGGACUGGAGGUCCCACUUAUACAUCAAUAGCUGUUUUAUUCUUGCAGACAAAGAGGAAGCAUCCAUAUCAUUACAACCUUCCAACUAAUGUAUGUAGUUGAAACCAAGCCCAAUUUUAGUUUGAUUAAUCAAAAUAAUGUGCGAAAUAGCUAAAAUGUUCAAAUGGUCCCCCCAGAUCUUCAAGCAUUGGUCUGCAGAAGCGGGGGUUUGAGAUCCAGGAUAAAGUUUUCAUCUUUUCUAUUAAAAAAAAUGUGGAGGGUUAUAGUGGCUCUUGAUUUGAAUGAAUAUUCUCAGUGUGUUUUCACACUAGAGGGAAGAUUUUUGAUUUUCUAAAAAGUGGGAGUGUGCCCAUAAGUCCAAAAAGAAAAUGAGAAAAUGGUUGCUUUUCAUCAAUACCACUGAAAUGUUCCAGGAGUACCAAACCGGAACUUAGAAUAAAAUAAUAGACAGUGGAAUAGUAGUUUCACUUAAAUACUUUUAGAUAUUAUUAAAAUACUGUUUUUCCUCUGAAGGUAGAAAGCCAUAUUACAAAUGUAACAUAAAAACAAGGAUGAAAUUUUCUGCGUUAUUCUGUGUAAUAGGAAAUAUUAUGCCUCUUUUUUAGUGGUGAUAGGUCUAACUAUGACCAAGGUCUAACUAUGGAAGUAAGAGCACCUUUUUGCAUGCAUUCUGAAGCAGCAACCUUUGUGGAACUUUUGCAGUUUCUUGUACAUAGCUGUUGAGUUUUAUGUAUAUGAUACCAUGACAAUACUGUGCCUUAAUGCUCCAUUCAAGAAUUCAGGGCCUGUGGGCACAAUGUGUGAAGGGCCCAGGUGGGCUAGCAAGGCAUGUACCAGCUGCAUAACCCCAGCCAAUGCCCAGUUGUCAUCAGUCUGAAGAGGGCUCUUUUUGUGCUCAUAAGACAGGUGUUGCCAGUGAGAUGUCCCAUAGAUGUUGUUGAACCAUAACUCCCUGACCAUUGGCCAUACUGGCUGGGGACUUGGUAGUCCAACAACAUCUAGAAGGUACCACAUUGACUACCCCUUGUAUUGAGUAUCCUCCAUGGGGAUGGGGAACCCUGAGUGAACAAGGUUUAACAAGCUUCACUUCCUUUUCCAGUAAACCCUAUACAAAUAGAAGCAGAUUGUGAGUCUGCUGGCAAGUCACCUGGGGUCAUGGCCGACACAUAUGAUGUCAUCAAGGUGGGACAGCUCUAGCCCCUCGUGUUCCUGCUGGUCCCAUCAUGCAUUCAGUACCCAUAGAAACCAGAUGCCUGAGUAGAACUAAAGGUGUGCAUAAAUGUAGAAAUAAUUCUAAAAGUGGGGGGAACCCGUUCUUAGUCUGUUUGAAUGGGUCCAAUUAACCUCAUCCUGAUGCCCUUUCCUCGCUUCCCCACCACACCAGAAAAGGCUUCAAAUUCCAUUCCCCAGAGCAAUCUGCUAAGUGCUGUUUCACACCUUCCUGUCAGUUAUAACUCCUUAUACAGCCGUUUUUGCUGAAAAGCCUUUAAAGGUUAAAUGGAAAAUUCUUCCUUUUGAUUCACUCAUAUGGUUGAUAAAAUGAUACCUCUUCUAAACUUUUUCUUCCCCUUUAGAAAUAGCCAGGGAGCAUGAGAAAAUCUCCCAAGCUGUAUUGAUUCUGGAAGUAAAGUAUAAAUGACAUUUUAACAAACGCCAGUUCCUUAAAGUAAUCUUUAUUUGCUAGCGAUACCCCAGGCAGUAGUUAUAAAUGGAUAGUUAAAUAUGUCCCUGUGGAUCUGCACAUCUAUUUAACCGGGCUGGGUGGACCAAUUUUCAUUCUCCGUUUCAGUCAUAUGGUCACAAUGGAAGCAGUUUUGACCAUGCAUAUCUAAAAAUGUGAAAGUCCUCUGCAUUCCUUUUUUAAAACAACAAAAACACAUUCUGUGACAGCUUUAAAGGUGCUUGACAGCUCCAAAAUACAUGGUGCUAAUGAUUGAUGGUAUAAUAGAAUUUUGCUGUUCUGCAACUGCAGCAUUAUUAGAUACCUAGCUUUCCACAGAAGAAAUUUACUUCAUUUUCAACCAUGAAACUGAAUAGCAUAUAGGCAUGUACUAAUCUAUGCCCAUUCUGUCCUGAAGCCCAGAGUUCUCAUUACAAUUCAUAAUUAACUCUGCUGAGCAGUCUAGAGAACCACAGAACACCGACAGGAUCAUUAGCUCAGUUGCCCCUACAGCUAUUACCCACUUAAUAUAAAUCAAAAAGCAUUGGUCUCAUCUGGGAUCAUGCCCUUAGGGGGAGAGCAACUGCGCCUGGAUGGCAGACUUAUUAAACAUUAUUAAAUAUGCUAGCCCAUUCUGUUCCACACAGACACACACACACUUGCCAUUGCUUCAUUUUCUGUUUCUUAGCACAGUUCAUUUUGGGUGCCUCCUAGUGAUCUUUUCAUGGAACGCUUUAUCACUAAUCUGUAGUCAUAGGUUGGGUGUGUGUGGAUCUUGUCUGAUGCCUAUCAGCCCUCGCCACCAAAUAAAAGCUGACCAGAGAAUCAUAAAACUUGCAUUAAAAAGAGAAAUAUAUAUAUUUUGCCGGUGUUGUCAUUAAUGUACAUCUCCCAGCUUAAGCCCCAUAUGGAUCAAGGAUAACCACGCAUCUGUAAGUGAAUCAAUAUGCUGUUUUUCCUCCAAAAUGCUUAUGAAGAGAUGUCCCAUUCUGCCCCUGCAUGCAGAAUUUUCUAAUCUGUGGAGCAAAUAGCAGAGUGACUGGCCUGGAACGAGGGCCAUGUUCAAAAUGUAUGAGAAAUAUCAAUCCAAUUUCUUCCAUUUGAUAUUGGCUUGCCUUCUUUUCCCCACUUCUUUUCAACAACAGUUUGAAUCAUAUUGGGUGGGGGGGCUCAACAGCUGCUGAACCUCAAGAAAUUUCCACAACUUUCUCUUAAGUUUGCAAACCAGUGCUCGGAUGUUUCCAUUAUCACUGUAUGUCACCGUAUUCAUUGCUAAGGAGGAGGAGGCCAACAUGUAACCAUUGCCUUUUCAUAUCGGGUACUUUUUGCAAGACACAAUAUUCUCCUCAGUGAAUGUAAAUAGUUCUCAUUUGGAUUAUUCAGGAAUGACUCUCAUUUCUUCCUUGCAGACUUAAAGGAGGUGGACUGAAUGUCACUUUCAUUUAUUAUUUAAAGGCGGAUGUGUGCAUGUGGUUUAUAAAUUCAGAUUUCAUUCAAUGUGCAUAAUAUUUGUAACUGACACAUCCCUUAAUAGUUGCUCUUGGCAUGAUGCUAUAUUAGAUUACACCUUGAUUGAAAUGGUGUCAUUAAUACUCAGUCACAAGCACGUGGUCUCUUUUCUUUCUUUCUUUUUUGUCUGCCUAAGAGUCAAUUACAGCUCAUGCAGAACUCUGGAUCAGGACCAGUGCGGGUUCUUAAUGACACUUAAAAUAUUAAAUUAUGUGCUGAAAUCUCAUUGUUUUUCAAUGGGAUUUAGGCAUAACUCGCUUUCUUAGAAUAGACUCAGUACAGUGACUGCAAUCCAGUGCACAGCUACAUGUGCUCAUCCUACUUAAAUUCGGUGCAAUUUAAAUUCAUUUCACAGUUUGCUGGCUUCCAGCCAAUAACAACAUAGUCUUUCUCUCAACCAGUAGGUUCAAUGUUGUUCAAAGGUUAGUUAUGGGAAUGCACUGUCUGCACACUCUGCAGUGUGUUGUUAUUAUCUUGUAAAAUGAAUAAAAUAAAGAACAUUCAUAAGGGCAGUGGUGUGUCCCUUUACUGAGAUUGCCUAAAUUUGGGUGUUUGGAAUGGAAAAAGGAUUCAUGAAAACUCCCAUAAUGCAUCAGUUAGGCAUUAUGGAUACAGGCACGCAUAAGUAAUUGCAGGCUUGUAGCCUGUCUGAAAAGUAGUAGAAUCAUAUAAUAGUAGAGUUGGAAGAGAUCCCAAUGGUAAUCUAGUCCAAUUCCCUGCAAUGCAGGAAUCUCAGCUAAAGCAUCCAUGACAGUAGAUCCACCAUUGUUCAAACAUCAGUUAUGGGAAUUCACUGUACCCUGUACGAUGCACUGUGAUUAUAACAUAAGAUGAUUGUAGCCAAUGGAACUUGAGUUCAGUGGAACUUACUCCCUGUUGUGUACACUGGAUUGCACAGCCUCAGACUAGUCCAAAUCAACCACUUGGGGUUGUAAGCAACUAUGGUUUACUCAGAGUUGACCAGUUGAAAUUGUGGGCCUAUGUUAGUCAUGCUUAUUAAUUUCAAUGUGUCUACUCUGAAUAGGACUUACACUUUCUGCAAAGUGUCUGCAGCAGUUUCACUUGACAUUGCAUGUAUGAUUUUUAGUAAGAUCCAGUCUGUCAUACACUGCUCAAAUGGCAUUGUUGUUAAUAUCUUUUCUGCAUCACCAGCAAAUCCCUAAACUAUCACUUUCCCUUGACACUAGAAUAGCCUCUUAAAUCAUCCACUUAACAUCUUUUAACACGCUGUAUCCCUGAUCCUCCAAGCUUCUGUCUUUUCUUAGCCCUCUCCACCCCUUGCCAUAGCUUUUUGGUAGAGCACAUGCUUUGGCCCUGGGGCCUUUUGUUUGCAACCAUUGGUAUCUCCAGUGAAAAGGAUCUGGUAGCAAGUUGUGCAGAAGGGACACUUUAAACAUUGCCCAGAUGCAGCAGAGGAUGUGCAUCACAAGACCUAUACAUAUGGAAAGGGAAUGUGAGAGUCACUCGUGGUUCCCAUCUUUUAGCUUAGCCUUCUUUACAAAAGUCAGGGGCAAAAUAAAAUGACACUGAAUGGAUUGUGUGUGUGUGGUAAAAGUAAUCACAGUUGUAAACCACCUUUUUUGCAUUGCACAUAUUUACUAAACACAAGUGUCAUUAUCUAUUUUUGUUUAUUUUAUUUUUUAAGUAAGAUUUAUAUAUGGCCGUUCAUCAAAAGAUCUCAGGGAUGUUCACAAGAUUAAAAUACAAUAUAAAAGCACAACUAAUUUGUUAAAGCUGAAACAACAAAACAGUGCCCCCCCCCACAUUUAAAAGGCUGUAGAAUAUUAUCAGACAAAGGCCUGGUGAAAGAGGAAAGCUUUUGCCUGGCACCUAAAAAUAUAUAAUGAAGGUGCCAGACGAAUCUCCAUGGGGAGAGCAUUCCACAAACAAGAGCCACUGUGCAGAAAAGGCUCUCUCCUGUUGUCACCCUCUAGACCUCAUGUGAAGGAGGCACACAAAGAAGGGCCUCUGAUGAUGAAUCCAGAGUCCAGGUCGGUUUAUAUGGGGAGAUGCGGUCCUUGAGGUAUUGUGGUCCUGGGUCAAUUAAACUGCGCACUUUAAUGUAGCCUUAAUGUGGGUAGGAAAGUAACCCAAGAUGUCUGCUCAUAUAAUCCACAUGCUGAUUGCAUUAUAAUAUAUUCCACCUGUGAUUAAGGUUUUAUUGGGGGUCUUCCAUGGAAGGUUCUGUUUACACUCAAAAAGGAAUAUAAGCCCCCUGCAAAUCUUACCCUCUCAAAAUGGGGGAGGCUGGGAACUCAUCAGGUGAGACAACAUAUACAAGGAUACGAGAGGCAGAGCUUGUCUGCAUGGCCCAAUCCAGAGAUUCUGUUUUGCAUGUUCAGGCAAAUGCCUGAACGUACCUAGAGCCUGGGACAAAUGUACAAUUAUAAUAUAAUCCUAUAUAUGUGUACUCAGAAGAAAGUCCCUUUGGGUUCAAUGGGACUUACUCCCCAGGUAACUGAAUAUAGGAUUGCUCAAGACUAGCAAGCAAGGCUGCUUGCUGGAAGGCUAUGUAAAGCCUUGAUUUUUAACACGGCAGAAUUUUUUCCCAUGUGUAGAUGAGGAGAGGCAGGCUAGUCUUUAACAUAUUGGUAAGUAAUUUAGAUCUAUUGAAACAUGAGAACCUACUUAAUUUUUAAAGUACUUAUUUAUCCAUACUGACAUGACAUAAGGACAUAUAAGCCUCUGAGACAGAAUGAAGAAGAAUCAAAAUAAAUAUAAUAAAAAGUAUGAACAAUGGUUAUUAACACAAAAUAUAUCCUCCCAUUUAUUGAAUGUUGGGACAAGAAGGUUUUUUCCACUGUGACACUAAUGAAUGCUGCCCGGUUUUAGGCAAGGAGAAAGCUAAUUGCCCAAAUGGGACUUUGCACUGAGCAACUGUUAGGUUUCCUAAUUAGCCUUUAUAGGAUUUCAUUAAUCUCUUCAGUAGACUAAAAGAGGUAUGGUCUCUGAAGUAAAUUUUCCUGAAAUGGAAAAGAAGCUUAUCAGUAGCCACUAGAUAAGAGGUACCUGAAAGAAGCAUGUUCCUCAUAUGCAUUAGCAGAUUUUAUUUGAGGAGGCAUUUAGAGUGCAUGAGCAAAGAAUGCAGUGGAAUUUUCGAACAAUGACUGCAUUUUUGGAAUGUAGAACUUUCAAACUCUACUUCUGGCUGACUAUAUAUUUUCCUUCAAAAGAAUGCUCCUGAUAUUUGCAGACUGUAUGGAAUAGUUGUGCAGAGAGUCCUAAACUGACGAAUCACAGUGCUUCAAAUUACUUUAAUCUCUGGCUUUUUGAGGCAAGGGAAAAAAGAUUAAAUGAAUAUGAAUUGGCAGUAUGUUUGCCUCAGCUAGACCUUCUGUAAGUCAGAAUAAGUCAUUCUGCCCCGCUGCCCCCAGUCCAUUUGAAAUAUCAGGAUCUUUAAUUCUGGGCAUUGUGGAGUUGACCUGAAGAUUAUCUGAGUUACUUGUAUCAGCACUGAAUCACACAAACUCUUAAGAGAUCAGCUUGUUUCAAAGUGAAAGCUUUCAAACACUGAAAAAUUUAGCUCCUGCCAUGCUCCGCUCUUUGGUCUACUGACAGCUUGGUAAAGAUGGAAGUGGAGGUGGGAUCUUCCCAUCAUGAUGCCAAGUAGCUUCCGCCACAAGUGUUAACUUUUUCUCUGCUGGGCAAUUUAACCAGAAAGAAUGGGAAACUUCAGAACAAAAUACCUAUAUGGAGAUGUCAUUUGCUGUGCAUUUAAAAAAGAAGAGGGAAGUGAAGAAGAGAUAGAGCAAGAUAAGACAGACCAAGGUGGGGAUGGGAGAGAGGGAGGAAGAGGGCAAGAAGAACAGGAAGAAGAAAUGCUCGAUCAGGGAAACUCAACAGUGAUUGAAUACCUUUCAGACACAGAAGAUCCAUAUAAUGUGUCACCAGGUGAUGGCUUGAUUGAUUCAUUGUUUCAUUAAAUAGAGGUGUAGUCUACCUUUGACUUUAGUUCAUCCUUUUCACUGAUAUACCAAAACAUAUGGGAAGUGUCUUAAAUGUCCCAAAGUAGAGAUAGUUGCUGGACUCUUCAAAGUUGGAUUUAUUCCCAUUCCAAUAGUUUUCAAGCCUUUGGUUCAGCAAGUUUUUCUUGGUAUUCCUGCAUGCUCUACAUCAAGUGCAAAAGAUUAUUAUGUGUUCAUUCCCCCAAGGAAGGGUCACAACUCUGUAGUCUAAGCAGACAGAAUAAAAAUGGCAUACUGCGAGAGCCAGUCAUCCUCCUUGUUUUAACAUAUAUAGUUUAUCUCAUUAAUUAGAUACAUUGCAAAACUGUAAUUUAGAGUUAGAUAUGCUAAAACAAGGGUACAUGGAAAGGGACGUGUUACUGGUUUUGGCUGUAGAUUGGGACUCAAUACUGUAACUGAUCUCAGGAAUUUUUUUGGGGGGAGGGAUUAUUCACUUUGUCAGAAAUUUAACUUCUCAUGAAAGUAGCAUAGGAAUUCAUUCACUUUCAGAGACAUUAGUCGCAUUGGAAAAUAUAUUAUUACAACCUACCUGUGGAUGAGAGUUAAUUCUUCUGCUAAGCAUACAGUCGUACCUCAGAAACUGAACAGAAUCCGUUCCGGAAGUCCGUUUCGCUUCCAAAACAUUUGACUUCCAAAGCACAGCUUCUAAUUGGCUGCAGGAAACUCCUGCAGCCAAUUGGAAGCCCCGUCGGAUGUUCGGCUUCCAAAAGAACAUUCAAAAACCAGAACACUCACUUCUGGCUUUCGAUCAUUCAGGAACUGGAACGUUCAACUCCCAAGGCGUUAGGCAGCCAAGGUACGACUGUACUCACAUUACUAGGAUAUUGUAAUAAACACUGUACUAGAGGGAGAGACUUGCUGUCAGGUUUAACCUCAAAAAUUCCCUGGAUUUUGCAACGGUAUUUUAUUAGCAUAUCUAGAGAAAAUUCAAGAAGUUACCAUGAAGUGCGGGCCAGGCAAAAGUAAGCAUAAAUGUAGAUUUUGCAUGGAUCAUACCAAUCUAUAAAUUGGUGACUUAGCCUUAAUACAACCACAGAACACAGUCAACCAAAAUGUUUCCAUGGGCAAACCUUUUUGGCUGUUCCAUGUAUCACAAUAGCAGAAGUCAGAGGUAGUAGAACUGAUAACAAUAAUAGUUUAGAAUUCAGAGACCUCUUUAUUGUUUGUCAGUAUAUUUUCAUAUUGCAAAGCGUUAAGCUAUACCAAAUACAUACAUAAAUGUGUGUGUAAAAAUACCUAUGACAUAGAGCCAAAGCAAGGUAAUUUGCCCUCAUAAUUUGCAUUAUCUGUGAUCAGGCACACAGCAAAGGUAAUAGAUAUGCUGCGAUUUCUCAGCUAUUCUGUAGUUAAGCCCAUCCACUACAAAUAUAUUCCUGGAGCUCAAUUCAGUUCAACUCCCCAUUUAUGUGGGGGUUAUGUUCCAAGGCACUGCACGUUUAAGUGAAAUUGUGUAUAGUGGGAACACCAUUGAAAAAGCCUGCAAAAACCCUCUAUCUAACCCUUUGGAAACCCUUUAAAAAACCAAAAAUCCACCAGACACCAUAAAUGGAGAGUUGCCUGUAGUUUCUCCAUCGGCAACCUGCCCCGGGUCACUUUGUUUCCUGUGCAUUCAUGGAUGUUCUUUAUUCAUAAAAUGGAAAUAAAGCAACCAUUUCUGGUCAGUAGGAUCAAUUAAAUGAAAACUUGACUAAACAGCAGCAACAUGGUGGUCACUUAGUGCUGGAUGAAAGUGAUAAUACAGAAAUUGAGCAUUAAGUUUGCACCAACAUCAGUGGGGCCAGUAUCAGCUGUGAAGGCACGUGAAACCAUCUUCGCACACUGUUUGUUAGCAUCUAGGUAGAGAUGUUAUUGCCUAACUUUAUAGGACAAUUGUUAUUGUUAGAAAAUAUUAAUUGUAGAGCUGAGUAUCUUUUUUAUUUUUCAGAUGACAUGGAAGCUAUUCCUGUCAAACAGUUUGUUAAGCAUAUCAGUGAACUGUAUGCCAACAACCAGCAUGGAUUCUCAGAAGACUUUGAGGUACGUGUUUACAGCCUUAAGCGCUGGAAGUUUCUCUGUGGUGUUUAAUUUAAAUGUCUCAAGCAGCCUUGGAAGAGCGAAGGUCCAACUGCACUCAAGUGAUCCUCUGAAUAGAAGGGUUGAAGAAGUCCUAAUGCCUGUGAGCAUCUGCUGAUUGGGAAAGAGGCAGAAUGGAAGACAAAGCAGCCUGAAGUCUGUAAUGAACAGUUAUAUGUGGGAUGUUCGGUGGGAUUUCUUGAACCUUGCAACUGCUAGCCUCCUAGUAGACAAGCAAGGAGGAAAGAGACUGUGACUGCAAUGCCCACAGACUCGUUUGGGUGGGAUUCACCUAAUGGGCCCUGUCAGCCCUGUGCUAGGACUUCCAUUUGCACAACAGGUCUUUGAAGAUGGUUUAGAAACACUAAAGGAAUGACUCUUUGCAAAUUCAGAACUAAUAUUGCAUGGCACCUGUAGAAGUGCAAGUUCCGCAUAUUGAAGUGAGUGUAAGGAGUAACUUGUUUUGUGAUUGUAAACUAAUUUCCUCGUUUUUAUUAUUAUAUUGUUGUAACCUGUCCUGGGACCUUAUGGUGAAGGCUGGGAAAGAAAUCUUAUAAAUAUAAAAACUGUGAUAACAGUAAAAUGGAGAGCUCAGUAUUAGGGACUGAAACAGAAAUAAUGGCAGUGGAAGAAGAUGUUUAAAUACAGGAAUGCUGAUAGCUGUGCAGCUGUGUGCGCAACAAAGUCACAGUCGCGGGCACUCUGUGGGUUUACAGACCCGUGUGGCUUACAUAAACACAGUUUCAUGCUUAAUGAUGGUGGCAGACUCAGGCUCUAAUAAGCUAAAACAGUUAUUCCAAAAGCCAGUAUUAACCGUUCUGCUUCCCCGCAUUCCUUUCAGCCUGAUCACAGUGGAGCUUUGAAAGUACUGUCAGAAAGGAGGGCUCUCCCAGCCCUCUCAGCCAAAAAUAGUGUGCAGCUGUUGUGCCAUCUCGCCAGGGUGAGAGGAGAGAAAUAUGGUUUGGGGGCCAUGGCAUGCUUUAGCAACCAAGUGUUAAAAAUGUCAUGACUGAGUCAUAAAAGGCAGCUGUAUUUACUAAUAAGAUAUUGGCACAAAAUGGCUGCUUUGAUGCUGAACACCCUUUUCCUCAGUGUAACAAAGCUAAGGCUGCAGCCGUUUUCUUCAGCAUGGCCCUUUCCAGCAUCUUAUUGCUGCCCUUUGGUAAUAGCCUUUGCAAUGAGGCGCACUGUCUGUUAAUUCAAAAACCGAACCAAAAUAAGGGGGGGGAACCCUAUUGUGCCAGUCAUAAGCAUUUCGUAUUCAUGAGGACAGCGGCUGUGCGAGGUGUUAAAAGUGAUUUAGUUAAAUUGACUGUUGGCUGGAUGACUGAACAGGGAUAUUGAGGCAUUUAACAAUGUUGAUGGUAUUCAGGACAAACAUUUAUCCUCGGGAGAGCAGAAUUUGAUGGGAAUGAUCAAAUGCAAUGCCGUCUCCUCAAUUAUUUAUGAAUUGAGACCCCAGUGCUAUUCAUCACAGCUGGUUUUGACACCAUUUAAUUAUUCAAAAUAAUCAGCUACACAUCUGUAAACUUGCACUGACUUAAAGUAGGCUUUGCUUCGCUGUCUCUGAAAUCGCUGCCAUUAACAAAAAGCGAGGCAGCUUCUGUCUGCAUUGUGCAGCAGAGGGAUAUAUUCCUGAAAUAGCCUUUCAGAAUGCUUCAGGGUGCCCUUGUUGCCUCUUAAUUACCCGGUAAAUAUUGUUUUGCCUAUUAGUUUUGAUUUCUGAAGUUGGGUAUCUCUUUUAAAGGAAGUAUAAUAAUUUUUAAACUGCUAUUUCAAAGUCAAAAUCUCUUCACUCCCACAAAGUAUAUGUGGAAUGAACCCAUAAGGGAUUUGCAAAAGCCAAUGUGGUGCCCUCCAUAUGUUGUUGUGCUACAACUCCCAUCAUUCCUGAUCAUUGGCUGUACUGGCUAGGGCUGCUGGGAAUUGUUAGCUGUCCUUCAUAUAGGCCACUAUUUUUAGGCUUCCCCAUGACAGACAUGGGACACCAUCUGAUUUCUAUACCUUUGCCACAUUCCUAAUUGCUUCUCACCAAGGUAACCCCUCUUGGAACAGUCACACUUGAAAAUCAGCUGUGAAUUUUCCCUUCCUUCGAUAUUCAAGUUGUCAAGGGGACAUGUAUAAAAAGUCAGAGAUCAGGUUGCCCAAGGUAGUAGGGAGUCUGUCCAUUAAGGAGUAAUGCAGAACACAGGAAGCUUAGAUGUUGCUUCAGUGCUGGGUAGCCCCAAAUGAGUAGCUUCAUAGCUGGUGUUUCUCUCCCACCCUUUCCUGGCCUGAUAGCAGACCCUGAUAUUGUACAUGUGAGGAAUCUGGAUCCUACUUCAUGGGUGGCUCUCAGGGAUAGUUGACUUCAUCCUGCCAGAUGAGCACUGCACCUCCAGUUCUGGGUUUCUGCUCAGACAUGCUGCCAUCUUUCAUCAUGGGUGUGAUCUUGUUGGAGCUAUUCUCGGGGGAGGGGGGAGUAUAUCAGUCAAGUUGCAUUGUUUCCUCCAAACCUGCCACCUUAUUAAGUGAAGUACCUUCCAUGAAGGUGGUCUUGGAAUGGUUAUUCAUAUCUGCUGACUUCUCUUUGACCCCAUGAGAACUAGGACCAGCAACAGAUACCUGUACUUUUUCUGAAGUCCUGCCCAAUUCUGGGCUGGCUCUGCCAGGACAAUGUGGGACAUGACAAGAGAUACCUUACCUCAGUCCAGAACAGUAGUUCUGUCAGCAAUAGAUGAGGCUUGGUAAUACAUUAUAGCACAGAGCUAUUCUCAUUCAAACUGUCUUUGCAAAAUAACCUUAAGACACCUUGCCUGAUUGUUAAAGUCCACCAUGAUGAGCUUAGGUGCUUUCCCCCUUAGAUGGAAUUCUUGUCUGUAUAUGCCCUCCCAUAAUAAUUGCCUUGGAAAUCAGAUGACAAGAACCACUGAUAACCUUUCUGUCUACCCCUAUUCACAUAUCUUCAUCAAGUCUGAUGACAUCUCUGGGACAUUGAUUUAGGCACAGAGUGCUGGAACUGGGCUAUAGUAGAUCUGUGCUUUAUAAGUUGCCUACAUGGAAACCCCCUUAAACAAAAAUUAAGGGGUUGGUGUUCAGGACUGAAAUAGGAAAAAAGGAGGAAAUUGGAAGGAAAAAAACAUGGCAUGGAUGGUUGUACAAUCAUGCAAACUUGUGUCUCCUCUUGGGAUCAUUUGGCAGAUUUCUCCUUCUUCCUCAUAAAGCGUGAUAGAAGAAGAAAAAGCACAAUAGAAUGUUCUGUGUCCUAUAUUUACUCUCAAAAGCUUAAAACUUAACAGAGUAGUGGUAGAAUGUUUGUCUUUAUUUGGGGCUCCACUGCUUCUCCAGCUCUCUAACUUAGAAGUUAUCUUUUCUGCCUGCAUUUUGGCAACCUUGUAGAGGAUUUGGGCAAUCAUGCCAUUAGGGAGUUUAAAUGUAAGAAGACUCUUCAGCCCUCUGAAUGUAGAUCCCUCUCCCCAUCUUCCCCUUUGGGAACUUUAAGCAGGCUUUUACUUGCAUAUUGGGAGGAGGAGGUUGUUCUUAGUUCUGUCCUUCACGUCUCAUGAAAGAGGAUUAAGCAAGGAAAUCCCCAAAGUGCUGGCAUGGAAUGUUUAUAAUGGCAUAAUAUGUAUUGGAUUUUGGAACCCAUACAAUUUUGUUUGCCUCAAAUUCAUUAGUGGGUUGGGCAUCUUUGCUGCUAGAAAGAUUAGCAGUGGUGAAUAUAAUCUCCCAAGCCUUGUCUGUUGCCUGUGGAAAAAUAAGGGUUGUGAUCCAGCCCCCAACUUGGAAUUUGACCCAAAAACAAGCAAUGCAGCUAUCCCCCCACAUACAUUCAAAAAACAUCAAUUUCUUUCCCCCCAAAAUGCUAAGAAAACAGCCAUAAGUCCACAAAAUCUGGUGGAAGAAUUCUGCACUUGAUAGCUUCCAUAGGAGCAAUAGUUUUAUGGUUCACCAAUUUCUAUUUAAAAAAUAAUACCAGGAUCCUUACAGAUUAUCCCCAAAGAGUGGUGGCUAAAAGAUAAUGCUGCUCAUAAGCAUGCCCAUAGUGCUUCAGAAAAGAGUUGGAAAACCUCUAACACUCUCGAUGUUGUUGAACUUCAACUCCCAUCAGCCCCAGCCAGCCCAGCCAAAGGUCAAGGAUAAGACAGUGGCAGUACAGCAACCUUUGGAGGGCACUAGGUGCCCUACCCCUGCUUCAGACCAUUAAAAAGCCUUCACAUACAUUAUCUCAGCACUCCUUACAACAUCCCUGUAAGUUAGCAUCAGUAUCUCCUCCACAUUGUAGUAAGGGAAGAAUGUGAUAAAGCUGAGAGAUUAAACAACUUCAUUUUAAAAAUGAGUUUAUGGAAGACUUUUAACUGCUAUUGUUAAAAUGGAAUCUAUAAACGAUGUAUACCUCUGAUUAUGAGGUGUUGAGUACAAAGGGAUGGGGACUGUCUCCAUCUAUCCCUCUGUUUGUUUCACAAGGGCAUCUGGAUGGUAUUCUACUGAAAACAUAGGCUGGACAAAACAGAUUUCAGUCGGAUCCAACAAGGUGUGGAUGUCAUUAAAUACCCUUACCCAUCUUCAUCAUUCGCACUCUCCCAAACCCAGUUUGCUUAGCUGUAGCAUUAUUCCAACUGCACUCACUUGCUACUUCCAUUGUAGAGUCAUUGUUGUCUUAUUUUCUACAGACACGAUGGAGGUGUUACAAAUUCUGGAAAAGAGCAGUGUGUGUGUGUGUGUGUGUGUGUGUGUGUGUGUAGCAGAAAGGGCAAGUGUGCCAGUUUUGCCCUCCCGCCAGCAUGGUUUCCAUUGCCUACCAACUUAGGAGAGGCAACUGUCUACAGCAGGGAGCUUUUUGUAUUCAUGGCUGCUUCCUGGGCGUUUGGAAACCCCAAUUUCCCAAAACAUGCAAGAAGCCUCCAUAGAUAUAAGAAACUCCCUGCUGCAGUCAGCCACCCUCCACACAUUGGAAGGCAAGAAAAACAGUGAUGGGGGAGGGCACUCUCACACACCUCUCACACUUUUACUUCCAGGAUUUGUAGCACCUGUACAGAGCUACAAUUGUCCCUAGGUAUCAGACAGAAAAUAAAGCCCUAUGAGAAGCUAGCUCACACCUGGGCUGGGCGUGAUUACUUUUGCUAAUCCACCCUAGUUUAGCCCCAACCCUUUCUUUGCUUUGCCAUUAAAUUUGUUGCAGCUUUACAAGCUUGGCUUUAGUUUGAAUUAGGUCUUGCUGGGCCACAGAGGCCUGUAGAAGAGACUCUUGCACUUUGCAUCUAUUUAUUGAGUGGUUUCUGAAAUUUCCAAAUAGUCUUUCUACAGUUCAGUGCACAAGGAAGCAAACAGAACCUUGUUGCAUAGCUACAAAUUGGAGAGGGAAGCAUUUGCAUGUUCUUACAAGUAUAGAUUUUACUGCUUAAUAUAUUUUUUUUUUUUGUCUCAGAGUUCUUUUCAAUUGACAGGGAAACCAUAUUAUGAUGUUGCUCUCAGGGUCGUAACUUGUUCACUUGUCUGAAGUUAUAUCAGAAUGUCUAUGCAAUCAGCCAUUCCGGAGCAAUUUCUAGCUCAUUAUGUUGGAUUAUCAGACGUGUAGCAAUUGGAUUUUACACAUAAAUUUAGCAAAAGAAUAUUUGAAGUUUAUAAAACUAAUCAGCAACUUGUUUCAGAGGGACACUGAAAAUGAAUGAGUCAUUAAACCUGGAUGUAUUAAAUCCCAAUCAGUGGUAGCACGGACAAUAUAAUUAAAAGCUAAAUUAGCCAUAAUGACACAGAAGAGUUUUAACUGUGACUAAAGGUUGAUUAAAACCAAGUGUGUUGGAUUCCAGAGUUGCCAACAAUACAUUCCAGUGGACAAAAUAAUAAGAACCGUAACCGUUCAUCUUUAAACAAAAUUAGUGUUUUGGGAAGUUAAACGCUGAGAAUGUCAUAUGAACCAGUGAGACAAAAAAAUUGAAUAAGGAAAAAGAAUGAUCUAGUGCAGUCCUGCCAGAAAGCUUUCCCUUCAGAAUCCUAAAAUAGACAAUCCAUUGUUGCUUUAUACUCCAGUGGUCCUGCAUUUGAACUGUUAGAAAUUUGGGACGAUGGGAAUAUUUCUAUAUAUUUUUAAGAAUUAGUAAGGUAAUCACAGCACAUGGUAAUGUAACCUGCUUAGACAUUUUUGCUGAUCAAAUGGUAUAUAAAUAUUACUAAAUAUAUAACUAAAUGUAAUCUCCUUAGAUACUGGCUUUAAACCAGGGGUGGCUCAGCCUGUGGUCCUCCAAAUGUUGCUGAACUGUGUCUUCUAUCAGCUCAGGCCAGUGUGGCCAGUGCCCAGGGAUGAUGGAAGUUCAGCAUCAUCUGGAGUCACAGGUUAACUACUCCUGCUUUUACCUAAGCUAGAGCACAGCUAACAUUUUAAACCACCUGCAGUGCAGCUUCCAUUUUAAAAAUAUAUAAAAACCUUUGAGUCUUAAAUCCAAAAUGCAAAAUCCACUGGAUUGUGAUUUCUGUUGUAUUUAUUCCAAUUAUUUAAAUUUGUGAAAGUUUAAAUAAACAUGGCAUGUUUCUGCUUCAUCUGACAUCUUAAAAUGUUUGUGUCAGGACAGAUAUAAAAGGGGUACCUAGUUCCUUAGGGUCUGAGCUGUAGUUGCUAAGCGAGCACCAUAAGGAUUCCCUCCUUAUGUAAGAACAAACACAUAGGAAAGCAAGCCAAGACAUAGAUUCAGGUUGUAUGACAAUGCAAGCACGUUCAUGUUUCUAGAAUGCAUACAGUUCUUACUCAAACAUAAGCCAGCCAACCAAGAGUAUUUGCUAGUUCCCUUCUCCUGGUUAUUUCCUGAAAGCUCACAAAUGUAAUUUUAAUAUGUGACCUAGCACCUGACUCAUAUCUUCUGAACGAGGAUAUAAGCUUAUUGUGAGUUGGCCCAAAUCAUCUAUAAAUGAAACAGCAGCUCAAAGUGAAGAAGCAACUUUCCUAACUUUGUCAGAUCCAAAUGGAAGGCAUUCCUAGAGUGGUAUGACAUCUACUAGAGGGAUCAGGCAGGGUCUUCUCAAGCCUUUUGACUCUUCUUAAGCUGGAGAAGUCAGCCCUCUCAUCUGACCAAGCCUACCUGUUGGCGGUGAGAGCUAAUGCUUUCAGCCUGUUUCUCUUCUCAAAAUCCCUCUUUCCCCCAGGUUGUUUCCUCUUUGUACUACAAGUGUUUAGUUUUGAGCAUCCUCCUCUCCUGUCUUGCUGCUUUUUCCUGGCAGUGUAUGUAUUUUUCUCCUUCCCUCCCUUGAUCUGUGCUGUUCCUUUCCUCUGUUCCUUUGUAUGGUAGGGAAUGGUGAGGGUAGGAUCUGCAGGUUAUUGGGGACCACCCCUUGGCUACUGAAUUACCUCUUUGACUUGAGGAAGAUGGUUGUAGUAGUGGAGAGUUGGCACAUCCUGCCCAGAACCACAACAAGCAGGAGUGCCAUUUUUAUCCUUUUCCCUCAGCUACAUUGAGCAGAGGUUUUCUCCACAUGCUUCUCAUCUUGAUGGGCCAUGAUAACCAACCAGUGGGACCAUCAGUGUUGUACUCUCCCGUUUCAUAUGGUCAGUCUUGGACUGGUGUUAAGCAGCCAGCGAUUCCAGCUUCACAUUCAGUGGGUAUGCUAAUGCUUGAUGGGUCAAGUAUUGCACUCCUUGAUGUUCUGCCGCAGUUUCCCGCCUUUUUUUCCUCUGACCCUUCUGGGUACUGCUUGCUUGAUAGCAAUGGUCUCUUUACCUGUAUUGGAGACAGGCGGGUGGAAUUUCCAAGCCAUAGCAAAACUUUUGGACUCAGAUUGACUGAGUGGUGCAGAAAACUGAUUAACCAAAGAAUGGGAGAUUGGCAGAAAUGUCUCCCUUAUCCUUCUACAUACGAAUGGAUUGUGGAAAGAUGUAUGGGACAGGAAAACGUAUAGCUUUGAGCUUCUGAGGAAAACUUAAAAAAAAAAAUUGCUUGACAUUUAACUUCAUAGGACUAAGCCCUGGUCAUUCUAAUGAACCAACCUCAACUGACCUUAAUCAAGGAGUAGGGAAAUGAAGAAUGAGGGAAAUGCAACAAACUAAGCUACUAGAAUUCAACAAUGACCGUUCACUUUUUGUAGUCGUUUCAGAGGUAUCGGCUCAGUUAACAAGGUAUACUGAUAACUUGCAGGGUCCUCAUCUGCAUGGGGCCAUUCUGUGCACACUGCACAUAUAUAUAAAUCUGCCACUGAACUGAGGCUGCAGUACAGCGGACAAAACCAUAAACCCUAAGCAUCAGUAAGGUUAAUUAAAGUUACUGACCUUAGAAACCAGUCCCACCUGAAAGGUCCUUCAAGAUGUAAUGGCAACUGAUCCAAUUUAUGUGCAUUAUGUAAAUUUAUUGUAGGUCAUUCAAUAACAGGGACUGAAUUCUAUUUCUAAUAUGCUAGCGUGUGUUUUUUACAGCAAGUUUGAAUCCUCACUGGCUUCAUUCAUUUUUCUUCUACAGUACACGCUAAGAUAAAGUUGGAUCAAUAUUUUUUUCAUAGAAUGUCAUUAAAUUGUACUGGAGACUUUCAUUUUAAGUCUAUAAAGCAGAGUAGCCAAUGUGGUGCCCUCCAGAUGUUGUUAAACAGCACUCCCAUCAACCCCAGCUUCUGAGGAUAAGGAGUUGUAGUCCAACAUCCGGAUGGCACUGUGUUGGUUACUCCUGCUGUGUCACACACAUUUGAUGGUGCUCUUUUGAUGGUGCUCUUUCUGAUGAUGAUUGCAUCAUCAUCAGAAUCUGCAGACCUUACAGAACCAUGUAAAAAGUGGGAGGGUAGUGAAACAGCACAGUGAUUAAUGGUUGAUAAUUAAAAAUAUCCUUUGGAUUAAAUCACUGAAUCCUUUCUCUGCUGAGCUACUGGUGUGAAAACACUGUUCUAGAAUACAUAAUCAGUGACAUUAGUGUCAAUUAUUCCAUGUAAGGAUUAGACCUGAUACCCCGUUCAGCUUCUUUGUUUGUUCUUUAUUUCUUCUGGACAACUAUGGUGAUUUGCUUACCAUAAAAAAGCAAAUGCCACUGCUUUAUGAGUCUAAAUGCCUCUAAUUAUAUUUGGACUUGUGAUAUUUUGGAUUUCCAAAAAAUGUAAAUGUUUUGGGGCUAGAUAGGAGGGAGGGCAAUGAAUUGGCUUGUCACUUCUUUAUGACAGUUUUGUAUUAAUCCUGCACUCUGGCUACAUCUGCAGUUUCACUAACAUUUCUCGUGAUAAUUUUCUCUGUCACUUAGCUCCUACUCCAUCAUUGCAGCAGCUGUGCUGUACUAAUGACUUCCCUUAUUAGGAUGCUCCUGAUUAACACGUGAAGCCUGGGGUAUGAAACAGUGUGGCAUCUUGUAACCCUUGGGAGGACAAGGGAAACGGGUGGCACUGACGGCACCCUGCCGAAGUAGCGUUUGGAUAAAAUUCAGCUAAAUACAUUGAGAAAAUGCCCUAGAAAGAAGCAACAAUGUUACAUUGUUAUAAAAAGAUUUUUAAAAUGUAAUUAGGACACUUAAAAUAAACGGCAGAAUUGACAUUUCUGACUAAGAGGAACGUAGGACUGUGUAAUCACUGUGUUGUCCAACUUAACACUUUUUGAUAUUAUUUAAUAUCAAAAUGUUAACAUAUUUUAAUUAUUAUUUAAAGUUACAAAAAAGCAUUGAAGACAGAAAGUGCCUACAAAGCAAACACUGGCUUCAAUGUGGAAUGUGAUAAACAAGAAAUCACUCACAUCUUAAGGGGGGAAAUGAAACCAACACACACACGUGUGUGUGUGUGUGUGUGUGUGUGUGUGUGUGUAUAUAUGUGUGUUGGCAUCUGUCUGUCUAGAGACAAUGGAGGAGGUGAAGUCAAACUGUUAGAAGGUCACUGCACCUGCUGUGGCUAUAUAUAUUUGAGUUGUCACAAUUAAGGUGGUUCAAUUAUGUUGAUGUGCCGAUUUUGAUUAUUUUGCAUUUUUCACUUCACUUUACCCCCUUGGUUGUCUAUUUUGGUGACUAACUCUAAUGAUACAUUGGGACCCUUGUUCACAUUGGGCCCCUGUGAAACACUGUAAAUUCAGUCUGUUCUAAACUGCAAGUACUUCUUCAAUACAGUCACUCUGCAGCUUAUGUGCAUUUAACCUUGUGCAUUCAGCUUUACACGCUUGGCAAACAUUUUUUUUACAAAAAUUAAAAAGGGUCAAAAAGUGGACGGGCAACUGGGGGAAAAGACUUCUGCAAUCCUACUUGCCAUUGCACCCAAUGUGUUUUGACUAUUUACGUUUUUAGCUCUAGGGGCGAUUCCCCAGAAUGUAACCCCCCUACAAGUUGUGGGCUUACUGUACUGCUUUGUAUUUCCUAGGUAGGCACUCACUCCUCUACCAGACCUAGGGAGUUAUGACUGUGAGUUGCUAUAUGGCAUAAAACUUGCUCAGAACCCUUUUAAGAGCAGAGUUGCUAUUUUGGCUAUGUUGUUCCUGCUUCUGAAAGUGCUCUAAUUACAAUUAAGCCUUGGGCAAAUGGCUAGCAAAAGGCCUGUGACCACAUUGGUGUCGCAUUCUGGCUGCUAUUAAGGGAGCUCUAGAUAGAUGGGAAAGCGGUGGGUGGGUGGGUGGGGGGUUGCACCACAAUGAAUUGUAAUCACCAUGGACUUAUAUCAGAUACUGGGAAGCAGGCAAUAUCCUUAAUAGAACUAGGAUAUGUUUAAGCAGUGUUAUGCUGAAAGAAUUCUCAUGGGCGAAGAGAAUCAAUUACACCCACCAUUUCAAUGUGUUCUGAAUGAGCUGCUUGCAAAAUGAGACAGACAAAAUGUUUUGCACUCAUCUGCCUUUUUCAAUGUAAUUGUUUUCUUAACAGGAAGUGCAGCGUUGUACAUCCGACAUGAACAUCACCGCUGAACAUUCCAAUCACCCCGACAACAAGCACAAAAACAGAUACAUCAACAUUUUAGCAUGUGAGUAGUAAAGGCCUUAAGAGACAACAGUAACAAAAAGUGUCCACUUUAUACUACAGUACUGGCGUAAGAAUGCCUGUCUGCCUAGCAUGAGGUUAGUUAGAGUGACAAAAGUUUGUUUUCAUCCAAGGGACAAGACACCCCUGUUAGGUAUGCUUUCUGAGAGGACUGAUGUUGACAGUCUGACAUUAGAUACUUUUGGAUUUUGGUUAGAAAGUAGCAAUCCUGCCUAAAGAUUUCACAGCUGAAUGUUAAAUUACUAAAUUACUGUCUGAUCUAGGUAUGCUAAUCUCUGAAAAGCGACUUGAGGGAAGUACAUAUUUGACAAUCCUUGCUAGUUCCAUUCUCUCCCAAACUUGCUAAUGGGUUUGUCACAUUUCCAAGUGCUCUGGAAAGAAACAAACCCAGAACUUUUUGAUCCCUUAGCUGACCAUUUCUGCCACUUUUUUUUUUCUGGACAGCAAAUUAUUUUACUGGUGCAGUUGAGAAUGGAAGAAGUUUUGUGAUCUUCAAAUGAAGGGCAGCAUAUAAAUUUAAUAAGUAGUAAUAAGAAUCUUUAGGGAAAGAAUGGUUUAGCCCCAAAAGAGCCAAUGAAGGUUUCCUCCAGAUGUUGGACUCCCAGCAGCCCUGGACAUUCGCCAUCCAUGCUAGUUGGAGCUGAUGGGAGUUGUGCUUAUUAGUUUUCUGGUUAGGGAAUUGUCCUUUUAAGAAAUCCAUAGUUUUAAUCUCCUAAUAUGUUUUCCUGUUUUGUGCCUGUUUGUUAUCUUUCCUGAAGAUGAUCACAGUAGAGUGAAACUAAGACCUUUGCCGGGAAAAGACUCGAAGCACAGUGACUACAUUAAUGCCAAUUAUGUUGAUGUAAGUUGUUUUUUGCUCUCAUCUCUCUUUUGAGAAACACUGUCCUACAGAAGAAAUAGAAACCAUUAGUACUUGUAGAAUAUUUUUUUUUUUGCUGUUGUUUUGUUGACUAACUUUAGCUCCAGACUCCUCAAACGUUCAGCAGGAAAGGCAUCUCACACUGCAAUAUAUACAUUAUUAAUAUGACUGCCAUGCAGAUACUUUAUCUUGCUUUGCCUUAUGGUUUUCUUUGAAGGGUUACAACAAAGCGAAAGCCUACAUUGCCACCCAAGGACCUUUAAAGUCUACAUUUGAAGAUUUCUGGAGAAUGAUUUGGGAGCAAAACACUGGAAUUAUCAUCAUGAUUACAAACCUUGUGGAAAAAGGAAGAGUAAGGGCAAUGCAGUUUUUCACUAGCUACUUUUCUCGCUGUGAUUAUGUGAUCUGUAAGACUAAGGGGAUGGGUGUGGUGGUAGUGAUGCUUGAAGCCUUGCUUCUAGCAGUGAUAGGCUGAGCUCUCCUAAGGUCACAGAAGAUCUGGGGAAGCAGAAGGCUGACACUGGCUGAGCUGAUUGUGCCCUAGAGAAAGAGGCGUCAAAGAAGGUUCCUGAGAAGGCAGCAUACCACUGAACAAAGGAGGGCCUAGGAAACCAAGUUUGGAAGAGAGAGAGCACCAGAAGAAUUCUCUGUCAUCAGUAUUACCAUACUUAUAUGUAUGCUGUGAUUCCAUAAAAAUUAUUCUCAGAGCAGUUUCAAAUGAACAACGUAACGAAGUUAAACAAAAAUAAUAGCAACAAUAUAUAAAAAUGCAACAUCAAUAAAAAUUAAAACACACUAUCAAUAAUACAUACCAAACAGUAUGUCAGACAGUCAAUACAAUAAACAUAACAGUAUUUGAUACAAAAUAACAGUAUUUGGUACAUAAUAACCUAACCAUCAAUUUAAUAGAUACAGGAACCUGUGGAUAAGCACCAUUUCCUUAAUAGAACAGUAUAAAAAUUCACAACAUCCAGCAGAACACAGCUUCAGCACCCCUAAGUGGUAGCCAAAAGUACACUAAUGCCCAGUACAUUGGUGAACUUACUCUCACAGUCAGCAUACCAGAGCACAGGCAAAUAGCAAAAAAAAAACCCAACAACCUCAAAGCCGCUUAGAGCAAUCUGAGGGUUCUUUUUUAAAAAUGCAGGAAAUGAGCCAGAUCCAGAACAUUCUAAAAAGACCAAUCCUCAUGCUACAAGCCAGACAAGAGACUGAAAUGAGGUCAACAUUAGCACUCAUGCUAUCAGCAAUAAGAAAAGGGAUCAUGGUCCAAGCAUUAUUUUAGGGAGCCCAGUACAAACUUGCAGUGCAGACCCCCUGCCACAUACAUACUAUGAUCACAACCCAUACAUAGAAUAGCAUGUUACCAAGGAAAAGUUUCCAUUUUAAUUAAACUUUCCACCUCUGAAAUUUUACCAUGGCCAGAGCUGGCCAAAGGCAUUUGGCCGACCGGGGUAAAGAACAAUUCCAUGUACAGAAGCCAGCCAGAUUGGCAGCUGACUCUUACUUCAACACUGGUAAUUGGUCAGCAUUCCUCAUUGCGUCAGAGGACAGCAGGCUAAUUUAGGGAUGCAGGGCAGGCUGCGUGGCACAAAUAACUCUGUUUUCCAUCACUUCUUAUAACCCCACAUCUGCCACCUAAGGUAACUGCCUGACAGAGCACGGUCCACACUAGGACCUUUUUACUAAGGCCCAAAUAUAUACACACUAUUUGCCAUUGUUGGUAGCAGAAGAGUUAUUUGAAGCUUGCUGAUUAUUUUGUAACUUUUUGGUUGAUCGUAAUGAAGUUGUUAUCCUGUUGAUGCUUUGAUUUUGGUUUUUGUUUUUUUUAGAAGACUAACAAGCUGCAAAUGUUUCAUAAAUAGAUCAAUUCACUUCAGAGAUUUAUUUUUCUGGCCUUUUUCAUUGAGAAAUCAUGAAUUAUCUCACCCAAGUCAAUUUACCUUGCAAGUUCGCACACAAUAGACAAAAUAAUUAGGUAGCUUAACACACACUGCACCAAAAGUUAGCUGCUUUUUUGGUAAAUCUAAUUUAGUUAGAUAAGCAGAGGUCACACACACUCUUCCCAAAGUAGAUUUUUUGAGAUGCGGUGUUUCACAAGGAAAGUUCUAAGGAAGAUCUGUAGGAUACUUAUGAAGUAGACAUUUACUCACAUAUAUUUUGGGCAUGCAAAUCCUACAUGUAGCACUGACUUCCUCUAGCCCUAGGAUCAAUAACCCUAUUCUGCUUUGUCCUCCCCAUCAACUCUCCGUCCUUCCUUCCUCUGCAGAAGGAACUUUGAGACUGAUGGAUCUUCAGUGAGCAAGUCACAUAGGAAAAGCACAAAUCUCUCCCUCAAACUGCAAGUUCCCUUUUAACUGCACGAGCACAGUCUCUCUGGGCUGCAACGUAGCCUCAGUUGUCCUUCUAGUAAUGAUGUUGCAGCCUUGUAGUUCUCCAGGCCCCAGUAAAAUGUACCAUCCCCCCCUCCACACUUGCCCAUGUUUGGGCAUUGCGGGCAAUGAUAAUUUCCAAAGAACCCUCAAACCAAAUGUGCCCUUGCAACCUAAGUUCAACAAAAGGCCAAGAAAACAAGAAGCACUCACUUUUGCAAUUCCACUAAGAGAUGGCACAAAGGGGAGGCAACUUUUAGGUGCAGCUUUCCACUCCAGCUGCUGAUGGAAUAUGGCUCUGUUGUUCUGUCUUUCACACUCACUCCCUGUGUGGCAGAAAAGGUAACUGGGGCCAGGGCAUUCCAGAUGACAACCGCUUCCCUGCGUUCUCAACUGGCCCAUCAGCUGAGAAGCUGCAGCUGAUACUGGUUUCAGGCCAGAGUCAUCUGAAAAAGGAGGGAAGACUUUUCUAGCAUGUUGCUGGUCUUGUGUUCUCUAGCACGCUUCAAAAUCUAAUAUCCUAUGCUACUCUGUCUUUUCUCAGAGAAAAUGUGACCAAUACUGGCCAUCAGAAAACAGUGAAGAAUAUGGCAAUAUCAUUGUCACAUUGAAGAGCACAAAAAUACAUGCUUGCUAUACAGUCCGCCGCUUCACAGUCAGGAAUGCAAAAAUGAAAAAGGUGAGAAGUUAUUGCAUUGUGGUUUGGACAAAGGAUAGACACUAGGAAUAUGCUAUUGGGUGCGAUAUACACAGCUGCUGUAUAUCUCUUUGAUGAAAUAUCUGGACCCAGCCAUUCAAAUGCACUCUCCUAGAUUUAAUAAGGCAGGAGGGAUGGGGGACAAGAGGACACAUGGACGGGUAUGUAUCCACCAGCACCCUGUCCACAUCAGCUGACUGCAUAAGCUGAAACCAAUCCCACAACACAUCACCAGCACUUUACAUUGGAUAUUUCUUCUGCAACUGAAACAACUACAGAGUCAAGUUCACUCCAGAGCUGAGCAACUUUAUAUUGUGUAACCAGUCAGUCGCAGCAGGUCCUCAAAUGUUCCAGGGGCCCCACCCCAGAGGCAGAAUUAGGGGAGCGCAAUUUUGUGGUUCGGUCACACUGGAUAUGGAGCCUUGGGCAUGUCACAACUAUGCUUUAGAAUGGACCACAAGAGGCUGGGGUGCCAAAUUUUGGCAUUGCACAGGGCCCCAGUGAAAUUUGAGACCCCAAGGUCCAAAGCCUGCAGUGCCACAAUGGCAUCCUGUCAUAAAAUGGAAGAGCUUUCAUUCUGGCAUGGAAUGAUAUCUCUACUAGUAAAUUGGUUCUGGGGGUGCUCAACUACCCUACAUGCACAAAGAAAGGUCACAGAGGCAGGUAUUUGAAUAAUGGCUGUGCUUGUAGAAUGAGAGUCAUUGCUAGGCAGUUGUUUUGCCUAUGUAAUCCUAUUUUUCAGCUCAAGCAUGUAGAGUUCAAUCCUGCUUUUUGCAGGGAUCAGCUGCACAAGCAGUCAAUCCAGCUACCAGUAUGUCUUCACCUGCCCACACCUACACCAAACAUGAUGUCAGGUGUGGGGCACAUGGGCAUGGAAAACCAAGAAAGACCAACCUUUCUGCCAGUGAUUUAUUUAGUCUUACUUAGACUACUUAGAAAAGUAUCGUGAUUUUAUUUAUAUAUUUUUGCAGCAAGUUAAAAGAAGAAAUUGAGAAACUCACCAAAAGAGUAAGAAAUCAAGAAGAGAGACUUUUAAAAAUACAAUGGGGGGAAAUUAUUGACUAUUUGAAGAUACACUGUAAACAAAUCAAAACAUUAGUGGGACUGAUAUAAACAUGCACAAUAAGAGAUAAUUAAGGGGAAGAUAAGGGAAAAUUAGUAAAUAUAUUUGAAUUAGAUGUGCAGUAAUAAAAAGAUAUAAAAUAAAUAACCGCAGAAAGGAGGGAAGUUGAGGGGAAGGUAAAUUAGACUUGCAAAGAUUUUGUUUCUCUUGUUAAAAUAUUUGCAAAAGGUGAAAAUGAUUUUUUAAAAAAAAAUUAGAAGAAUAGGCAUUGGUUAAAGCUUAUCUCACACCUGAACAUGGUGCAGUUCAAUCCCCAACUAAUAUGUUUUCCUCCUGUAUGUGUUUCAUAUAUUCUGGCUCACUAGGGGAACCCUAAAGGACGACAGAAUGAACGGACGGUCAUUCAGUAUCACUACACACAGUGGCCCGACAUGGGUGUGCCUGAAUAUGCACUGCCAGUGCUGACAUUUGUAAGAAGAUCCUCUGCAGCCAGGACUGCUGAGAUGGGCCCAGUGGUUGUGCACUGCAGGUACAGCUGGGCAAGUUCAGUCUAAUUUUGCGUGCAACAUGUUGUAGAUUAAUCUACAACUGAAGUAGAGCAUAACAGUAUUUCCCAUAUGUAUCGUGCACUUUACAAUCAAUUAUAUUCAUUUUGCAAUAGGAAGAGAUUGUGAUUUAUCAACACCAUUCACUGAAUCAUUGGCUGAACCACAGUUUGAACUUCAAUUUCUCUGGUCCAAUACAAGUUUAUUAACUGUCCCGCACAGCACAUCACUUUGCUGGGUGAAAUUCUCUUAUAUAGAUGAAUGACUUUCUGGGAUCUGAUAAUUCUGUAAUCCAUAGCAGAACUGGGCAGUUUUCAUUGAAUUCUAGAGGAUUAUGCAGUUCGCUGCAGGAUUUCAUGCUGUGAUCGCUUGCUGUCAUUAUAUGGGACAGAGCUUUCAGGUUCUACCGAAUAGGUUUAAUCCAGAACUGCCCUAUGCCACACCAGCUGCUCAAGAACAUUUGCAACUUUUUCUUUAACCACAACAGAUUCAGAAAAGAAUUCAUCAGAUGAAGACAUUUAAACUUUUCCAGACUUUUUAAUGUAUUGUUGUUUUAACAUGCUGUAUUCUUACAUUUUGGCUUAUUUUUUUUAUCUUUGAAUUACCGCUAAAGGGUUGAAUGUUUUGGAGCUUUUUUAAUUGUCAGAAAGGGCAAAAGUAAAUGAAUCCUACUUUCAUCAGUGGGAUUCCUUAAUAUGUUCUGAUUGCAAAAUGUAAGACUCCUUUUUGGGAAAGAGUAGCUGUGUGCUACAUGUACUUCCUAAAUUUGCAGAUAUUUGCAUGUUCACAUAUUUAUUUAAUAUAUUAUUUUAUUUACUGCAUUCAUAGCCCACCUUUUUCUUCAAGAAGCUCAAGGUGGCAUACAUGAUUCUCCCCCUCCUCAUUUAGUCCCCACAACAACCCUGUGAGGUAGGUUAGGCAGAGAGGCUGUGACUGGCCCAAGUUGAGCUUCCUGGCUGAGCGGGGAUUUGCACCCCACGUCCUUGUCCAACACUCUAACCGCUACACCACCAAGUCGCACAUAGUCUUGUUUCUCUCAAACCUGGAGAGUAUGAAUCUUGAAAUCCUGAAAAUGAAUCUUACCAGCUGACCUGUCUUUAAAUGCUGAGCAAGACUGGCCAACCUUUUUUUGGCCCAGAAGCUGCAUUCACUGGGAGCUAAGGUUCCUUGUGCGAGGAUUCAAAGAAACACCUAAGAUCCCAGCAAUUACAAGCAAAUUGAAAGUUGGCCAUUGCAUAUUAUAGAAAAUCUAAAGAGCAAGACUUUGUGAAUGUAAAGAAGCGUAUACUGUAUAUCAAUAUUAGCAUGGUGUUGCAAUUCUUUAUUAGUGUUUAACUAGCCUUUCUCCUGAAACUUCUGUUUUGUCAGCGCUGGUGUUGGCAGGACUGGUACCUACAUUGUUAUAGACAGUAUGCUGCAACAGAUAAAAGACAAAAGCACAGUUAACGCCCUGGGUUUCCUGAAACACAUCAGGACACAGCGCAACUACCUCGUCCAGACAGAGGUAAAACACAGAGACACAUUUAUUUUUACCGCAGCAAGCUAUUGUCGCCAAUUAAAUAUUGCAAGAGGGUCUGCCAAGUGUAAUUUCCACUGAAAUAUCUCCAUAGGUUACAUACUGCAUUUCUUAUGUUUUUCUGUGAAUUCAGUUUGCAAAUGCAUGUCGUUGUCGUAUUAUUAUUUAGCAAUUGUGUCGCUUUUAAAAUAAACCAAGCACUUCACAGAGAAUUUUCAAAAUACUAGACCCAAAAGCUUACAGUCUUUAGUAUCCACAAGGCCUUUAGUAUGCCAAGGUAAUGUAUAUUUUAUAACACAGAGAACUUUCGUAAAGGUGAACAGCAAUUGAUUAAAGUUGAUGCAAGUCUCACUACCACCACCACUUUCCUUUUUUGUAAAAGUAAAGGAGAAAAUAGUCUUAGAAAAAGAAGGGAACUGAGGCGUACAGGAAGAAAAGGGAAAUUCAAUACAUAAAAAAAAAAAAAAUAAGCAGAACAGCAAGCUGCAAAAGAAAAAAAAGCAAGCAGAGAUAACUAUGGGGAAAAUCUGAAAAUUUAUCUAAGCAGUAUUUUUAUUUAGUUGGUUCAUUUUUAACUUGCCCUUCAUUAAGCAAAUGGUCCAGGUUGGGAUACAGUGAACAUAAAAUCAAACUAGCGAGGCAACAGUUCUAAACUCUACACCUUACUCCAAAAAAUCAGUGUUCUAAUACAUCUGGCUAAAGAGGCAAGCUUUCAGCUGGCACCAAAACCAACCAAAAUUGGUGUCAAAAAGAUUUCAAGAGGGGAAGGCAUUCCAAAGUCAGGAAGCCAGCACCAAGAAGGCCCUUCUGAGAGCUGUAGAUGUACAAACCUCACUCGGAGGUGAACUAGCGCUUUUCACACAGUCUUCACACAGUUGCCUUUAAAGAAGCUAUGCUCCACUUACUAUGGGCUUGCUUUUUCAUUCUUUAUUUGCUUCCUGCCAUUCUAGGAGCAGUAUGUUUUUAUUCAUGAUGCCUUGUUGGAAGCCAUUCUUGGGAAAGAGACUGAAGUUUCUGCUAACCAGCUACAUAGCUAUGUUAAUAGCAUUCUCAUACCUGGAAUUGGAGGAAAGACUCGGCUAGAGAAACAGUUCAAGGUAAGCUUCAUUCUUAGCUUGUUCAGCCCUGCUGCCUUUCCUAGGGGGAUAAAGUGAUCAGACCAAAACUGUACUUUAUCAAUGCGGAUGGGUGGGAGGAAUGGUCUGAUGAAAAGACUUUUGGUUACACCUCUGAAGUUGUCUUAAUGUGUAAGGCAAGUUCACCUAGGAGUAGAUGGGCAUUUAAAUAUCCCAGUCCUAUGCCAUUUAGGACAUAAUACUCAUCCUUCAAUUCAGAGCCUGGAAGUGGAUCAGAGGCUAUCCCAACCUGAUAGAUGGUGCUGAAAGCUGCUGAUAGGUCCAGCAGAACCAGCAGGGGUACUCUCCCUUGUGAGCUUCUGGAAAAGGUCAGCCACAAAAGUGACCAUGGCCGUCUCCAUCCUAUAUCUUGCCUAAAGUGGGACUGAAAUGGAACAUGAUAAUCUGUGUCAUUAAAGAGAUCCUGCAGGUUUAUCACCAUUGCACCCUAAGCACCUUUCCUAAGAAUGAAAUAUUACAGACUGGGUGGAAUUUUAAACGCAUUUAAAACAUAUAUCUAAAACACAUCAGCAUCUACGUGCCAUUAUAGGCUUGGCUAAAGAAACAUGUUUUAAACAAGUGACAAAAGGUGUACAGCAAAAGCACCUUCCUGAUGUCAAUAGGCAGAGAAUUCCAAAGUAUAGGCGCCACCACACUGAAAGACUGAUUUGUGACAACUGUGGUAUGAGUAUUGUGUGUCAUCUGUAACGGUGCCUAUUCUGCAGAUUGAAGCGAUUGAGAGCGCACAUGUAACGUAAGGCGAUCUCACAAGUAAACUGGUCUCAAGCUGUUAAGGGCUCUCUGUACUAAAAGUAACACCUUGAUCUUGUCCACAUCUUCAGUGACACAAGUGAAAAACUAUCCAUAAAAAGUAGAGCAAGUAGGACCCAGGUUUACACUUAUUGAACCUGCAUUAACGGUGGCUAGUGAUGUGAGGUGAGAAUAUUCUCUGCUAGAAAAUUCUCUGGAGAAUAUUCUCCACAUUCAAUGGUAUAAGGUGCCAUUUACCAGAGAUUGACAUUAUAUUAUCAUAUAAUGAUAAUAUAUUUAAUGUUAAUGGCUUCUUUUUUAUAUGUACGCAUAUAGUUAUGUUUAUCAAGUUAUGUUUUAGUCACCAAAACAGUUAUUAAGUGUUAGAGCUAUUAGGAGCACAAGAUAGACUAUUACUGAAUUUACUUGUAUCAAACCUUAACAUGCCAAUUGUAUUUUUUGACAUGUCCUGUAAUAUGUACAUGUUCUAAUGGAAAAAUAAAAUAUGAUUUAACUACUGAGUUUUCUUAUACCAAACCUUAGCAUGACAAUUACUAGUGCCAUCACCUUAGAAUGAUUUAACUUUAACUAUAAAACAUGUUUUACUUUUUUAUUUGAUACUUGCAAGUGACAAGUAUGUUCGUGCUUAUAUAUUUUCACUGUGGUUCUUUUACUAAAUAUAUGGUUAGUGGUGAGUCAUUCACGUUGAAUUUUCAAUUUCAAGUUUGGUGCAAAAAAAAUCAAAGAAUGUAAAUUCAUGUUAUUGCCCCAUUGAAUAAAAGUAUCUGUACAAUUUUUGGUUGCCAUCUAAACAAGUUUACCCAUUAAUAAAAAUGUAUAUUAACAACUUAUAUCAUUCUGAAUACAUUAAAUUAUAUAAUUUUCAGUGCAUUAAAAUGAAUAUUCUAUUUUAAAUGAAAAUUCUCUAAUAUUCACAUUAGUCAAGAAUAUUCUCCAAAAGAUUAUUCUUGAGAAUUUAAUAUCACUAACUCUGGCGUCUCAAGUGGGAACAAAAUAUCUGAUGAUUUUGUCUGUGAAGUAUCUCGAGAAGCAGUCACAGUAAGCUCACUUUUUACCAUGAAAGUAUCACAGUCAACUUGGCAGGCAAAAUAGGCAAGCCCAGGAAUAACUGAUCUCAGCUGCAGCAUUCAGGUUCACAAUAGCAGCAAGGAGGGAAAAUUCCUUAGGCGUAGUCUUGUUUUGAUGUUUUAUAAAAGAACAGAGAGAGCUUUUUUGUUUCCUGAGACCUGUUCUGACCUACAUAUAUCUUUGGGGCUUUGCAAUAUGUCUUCAGCAGAACUCAAAUCGACAUUGUCAAACCAGGUUGGAAUGGAAUUUCAUUCACCCUGCGUGAUAUAAAUGAGACCUAUGCAAACUUGAGGGCCCAACAUGUGUUUGUAUAAGUACCUUUCUUUAGGCAGAAAGUUCAGUUCAUCUUGGCGUUUUGAAUGCUUUUAGCAUAUUUUACAGUUUAGUCUUCCAGAGAUGCAUUUUCCCCCAGAAAUAAGAAAUAUUUGUGUGUGUGCAUGUGUGAGAAACAGAAAGAACUGCAAAGGACUUAAUCACUCUUGCUUAUUUUUUUAGCUGGUUAUGCAAUGCAAUGCUAAGUAUGUGGAGUGCUUCAGUGCUCAGAAGGACUGCAACAAAGAAAAGAACAGGAACUCAUCAGUUGUGCCAUGUAAGAUCACAUCUUAAAGUCUGAUUGUUGUGCUGAAUAAUUUCCUUGUGCUAAAUUCUGAAUUGUGUUUGCAUGAAGUGAUGUGGGCCCUCAAUUGGAUUGUUUUGUGCUAUUGGGUCAGAGUUCUUUUUUUUUAUAUAUAUAUUUUAUUAAGGAUUUUCUUGUUUUACAGAAGUGUAGUGCCUCGUAUUUUUUUCUUUCCAUGUAACAUUUUUACAAAUCCAUUUCAUUUGUUGAGGCAUUAGGGGAGAAGGAAAAAGAAAAAGAAAAAGAAAGGGGGUGGAGAGAGGGAAGAUGGAUAGGGGUGGGGUCGGGUGGCGGUGUUUCUAUUAUGUUUAAUGUAUGUAGAGUUUGGUGUCAGCGUUGCUUGUGUUGUUCACUUGUGUUCCUUUGGUGGUGAGAGAGGUUGGGGUUGGCCUAGGGUGUGAUUGUUUGCUUGUGAUUGGCUGUGGUGAUCUUUGUUUUCAUGUGUGAGUGAGGUGGGUGGGUGUUUUGGAUCAGGUUAGCCAUAUUGAUUUGUAUGCUGUUGGUGGAGGUCAGAGUUCUUUUUAAAUAUAAAUCUGAUUUGUGGCUCCUGAUGCUGGAUUAAUGUUAAUGCAUUCCAAUGCAUAAAUACAAAUAAGUUUUGAACCAAGUGAAAGUAUAAGAGUUUAAUAUAGUGAUGAAGUAUUUUCAGAUAUUUUCAGGGAACUUAAUACAGUUUCCAGGAAUUUUCACUUGUCUUUUCCUGCAGAAAUUCAAUUAUCAGCACUUUCAGAAGUGCAAAAUAAUUUUAGGGAAGAAAAAAUCCUAAGAGAAAAGACUCCCCCCCCCCAUGAACAGCUCAAUGCAUUCUGCCCAUGCUCAAUAGCCAUAUAAUGCUGUUUGUUGGUGGGGAGAUGGAAAACGAGGCAGGCGUGGGAAUGGAACAGAGUAUUGUGAAGGAGAGCAUGGCUGGCUGGGACACUGAACAGGAGGUCUGCAUGCUGCAACUUUUGGUUGCAGGUCCCAAAUAUUUAUGGCAUUGGUUUUCAAAGUGUUGUAAUUCACCCCAAUUCUUCAUGCCAAUGGGUGAAUAAAUCUAAAUAAGUAAAUGGGGUAUGCAUCAUUAAGGAUGAUUUGUCUGUGUUAGUCCUACAAUAAAAAUAUUACAUCUGAAAUAUUAAGUUGAUCCUUAGAAGCGCUUCAAUGGCUGGGAGGCAAAACUUAUAUGGGGUCAUUGACACCAGUCGCCUACAUCAGCUGAAAUCCAAGUAUUUUUGCUUAUCUGCUUUGCUGAAGUUUUUUAUGCUCACUCCGCAAAAGAAUUGGUAAGCGUGGCUACCUCUGCAGUCAUUAGAAGAGUCCAGUGGUAUCCAAACCUUUUUCAAAGAGGGCCAGAUUUGAUGAAGUGAAGGGCCGUGAGGGCCGACCAAAGUUGUUGACUUUUUUUAGGAUUUUACCCCAAAGUUGUUGAGCUUUUUUAGGGUUGAAUUUAGAAUUGAUGAGAUUUUUUUAGGAUUUUACCCCAGGAAAUAAACUGCCACGGGGGCUGGAUUAAACCGACCAGCGGGCUGGAUUAGGCCCUCGAAACAGACUUUGGACAUACCUGGUCUAGAUAAAUCCACUGCUGUGUGUGUGCAUUCUGUGGUAGUUAACUUCAAUUAAUGUGGUUCUCAGAGGAUAGCUGCUGACUUGCCCUGAAGUUAGGGAAGUGGCUGCUGCUGUCGCUACUUUUGGGAAGGGAUGAGAGCAGCAAAAAUAAAUCAAAUGUUGUUGUGUGUAGUUGCCCAUAAAUGAUCUGAUCAUCAUCAAAUCUUUAUUUCAUUUAUUACAUUUUCAUCCUCUGCCCUUUCUCCAGGGAGCUCAAGGCACAUAGUCCUGACUCUAUUUAUCCUCACAACAAACUUGUGAUGUAAAUUAGGCUGGGAGUAUCUGGCCCAAGGCCCUGGGUGAAUUUCAUAGUGGAGAGGGAAUUCGCUAUUAACUAUUAUUUGGCAUCUGGGGAUAGCAGAAAGUAGUAAAAUUUUAUUGCUGAAAUUAUAUCCUUGUGCAAACAUUUCAUUUUUAUCAUUUUUAUAGCUUUAUCUCCUGCAUGAGCUCAGCAAAUUUUAUGAUACUGGGUCUGGCCCUGGGAGAAAUAGGAGUUGUGUUAUGAUAGCUGUGCUAAGAUUGUGAGUUUUGUUUGAUAUGGGCUUUUCGUCUGUUCAUUUGUUUGUUUGCAGCUGAACGAGCAAGGGUGGGACUGGCACCAUUACCUGGAAUGAAAGGAACUGAUUACAUUAAUGCCUCUUAUAUUAUGGUAAGAAAAUCAACAGAAAGUAACCGAAUAUAAAAUUGUUCAGUUGGUUUUAUCUAUUGUUGCAAAUAGCUCUUUUGUUUCUUUUUUCAAUGAGGUGAUUCUUUUUUCCAAAGAACAGCCACUGUGUGCAACAAACGUUAUACAGUGCUGCUUAGAAUUAAAAGAAAUUCAUUUUUUAUAACUUAGGGAAUUAGGUACACAAUUCAUCCUCUCCUGCAUGCACAGCUCAUGGGAUGAGAUCACCACAGAGCUUCAAUUGAGUCUUCUAACUCUGAUUCCCUUGCCAGCCCUUGACUGGGCAGAUGUUCACUAAAGCAUGCCAGCUAUUAUGUAGAAUGAGAGGAGCCCAGCACAUCUCCCAUUCCAGGUAAUAACCAGCAUGCUGCAAUGGAUAUAUGUCCCAGCCAAGGACUAUGGUGUAGUUAAAAGGUUCAUUCAGUCCUGUGGAGAUCCUGCCCUGCUUGCACUGCUCUGUGAGCUGCUGUGCAGGAGGGAUAGGCCAUGCCCUACAUUGGCCAGUCAUAUUCUUCAUAGUUGCAUAUUGUGUGUCAUUUGCAUAUUUUGUCAUUGACAGUGUCAUUCUACUGGAGGAAUUUUUUUUAAACAUCUGAAGUGACAUUUGCUGUACCAGAAACUAGAACAAGUGGCAUCACAGAAGGAAGGCAAUAUAUCUAAUAACUGUGCUGAAUCCAUUAUUUUUAAUUAGGGUAAACAAAUAUUAGUUGCAGCUCAUCUUAGUUGUUUCCACUGUGGUCCUCUACACUCAGUGGGUUGCCGUUCCUGGUGGAAACUAUUCAGUUAAGUGAAACAUGUUUAUAGAGUUUAUUUUUCGUUUAUAUAUUCUCCAGUAUUGUUUUAGGAUAAAUUAACACAGCAGGGAGCUUUGAAAAUUUAGCAAUCUAAUAAACUUGUAUUGUCUGCUCUCAUCCAUGAAGUUUCCAAACUAUUCUAUGCACUGAGUAACUGCUGCAUUUGGUUCUUGCUUUAAAAGGGUUACUAUCGGAGCAACGAGUUCAUCAUUACACAGCAUCCCCUGCCACACACGACUAAAGAUUUCUGGAGAAUGAUCUGGGAUCACAAUGCACAGAUCAUUGUCAUGCUUCCGGAUAACCAGAGCUUUGUAAGUUAUUUAACUCCACAUACUUUAUAUUAAUGAUGUAUCACAGCAGGGAGCAAGAACUGGGCCACUUAACUACAUAUUAUGGCUGUAUUUCAAUGCAAAGCAUAGUUGAUGUCUCCUUUAACAGCUCCAUAAUCCACAGUAUCCAAAGACGCCUGGGAAAGAAGUUGAGGGAAGACAGUGGGAGGGAGGAAACCUGUUGUGUUCUGUCAGCAUCCCUGCAAAAUGUCCCAGUUCUGUGCUGCCCUACUGUGAAGGCAAAGUCUAUCCAGUGAGCUUUUUCAAAAGGAAAGGAAAACUUUAGCGCUUUUGCACCGGUCACCCCUCAGGGAUAUCAACCUCCAUUUGUGACCUCUCUUUCUCAAAUGCCAAUGAGAAAUAAUAUCUGCCUGCCCUUAUCUUCUUGAACAACAGAACAUGUAAAAUUACUUUGUUUACUGUUGCAGUGGAGCUCUAUAGACGGGCAUCUUACAAAACAGCUGAGCAGUAUGUUGUCAUUUCCAUUAAAUUACUGCAGGUGCCUAAAUAGUUGUUAUCCUAGUUGAUUGGUUGUGUAGAAAGACAGAAACACACAGUGAGUUGUUGGCAUAAUGGUUCUUAGUGAGCAGUGAAGUGGCAGUCAUGAUUUAUCUGCACCUUCCCAUAAUAUCUAAUGGAUUUGUGGACUAUGGCACAGGACUAGAAUCUGUAUUCCUCCCAUGACUCUGGUGGUAUUUCUCCUGGAACUGUGGGCUUCUGGUAUAUGAACUCCAAAACUGAUUAGAAGAACAAGAGAGCGAGCCCACAUUUCCAUCUGCUCCAGGGCUCUUUGUCUGCCAGCAUUCGUCACUGGUUGGGACACAAUGUCAUUUUCUAAGGCAGGAGUAGGCAACAUGGUGCCAUUCAGAUAUUGUAGACUGCAACCUCCAUCAUUCCUGACCAUUGGCCAUUCUGUCUAUGGCUGAUGGAAAUGCUCAUUUGCAACAUCUGGAGAGUACCAGGUUGGCUACCCCUGUUCUCAGGUAUUCACACUGAAUUCAGGGUAAGAUGUAGAUUCUAACAGUUAUGUGCCCUUAACUAAGUUUGUGCUGUCCUAAGCAGGUUUUAUUUUGGUUGGAUUUCCCAAACCAGAAUCAGGUUAUCUGGAUCAAUGCUGUUAAGAAUGAGGGGUGUGUGUAUAUGUGUGGUGUUAUGUUUUUAAUGUACUGAUUUUGAAAAUUAAUUUUUAUUCUUCAAAAUUCAUUGUGAACUUACAAUACUUUAAAAAUAUAUAGCAUGAAGUACAACUGUAGGGUGUGUGUGUGUGCACGUGUGUGUGUGUGUGUGUGUGUUAUACACAUAUAGUAACUCUGUAUGUCCUGAAGUUACUAUUAUAAAAGGGAAUUUUGAGGCUUUGAAUCAAGCCCUAAAGGGCUCUAUGGAUAGCAAAUAAAGGAAAUAACAUGUCAAUAUCUAAUGACCUUUGUGGCUUCGAGCAGGUGCUUACCUUAAGACAUGAAAAACCACAUUAUAAAAUGUUAUUGUAUUUCUGCAAAAUCUGUACCUCUCUAUAAAAUUUUAAUUUUAUAAAUGUUCUAAAAUAUGCAGUUCCCUGUGAAACCAAUUAAAUAUCAAACUUGCCCUGAUUGGGAAGCUCAGAGUAUCCCUAUGAUAUUCAUACUGUUGUUUUAACAGGAUACAUUUUGUAAAAAGAAAGAAAGAUCAAUUUGUAUUUCUUCCUAUUAAACCAAGUUUUGGUUCUUUGAAUUUUGCUCAUGUAGAAAGUAAAGAAAUAUACCAAAAAGGUCUGUUUGAUUCAUUUUGUCUUUAGGCAGAGGAUGAAUUUGUGUACUGGCCAAGUCGAGAAGAAUCCAUGAACUGUGAGGCAUUUACUGUGACCCUUAUCAGCAAAGACAGACUGUGCCUCUCUAAUGAGGAGCAGAUCAUCAUCCAUGACUUUAUCCUUGAGGCUACCCAGGUAUAUAAAACAUCCUCCAGAGGUGAAUCUGGAGUCUGCUUGGCAUUCAAAGUACUGCUGCUGUCAGUUAACAAUUGAUAUGCAUUCGUUUCAGUGGGAUUGGUUUAAUGUCUUUGUUUGGUUAUAGUGGACUUAUCAGUUUCCCUCAUUUCUUCCCAGAGGUCUUCUCCUGUCACAUACCAGUUUUGUUUUCAGUAUACCAUUUCCACAGAAGGUCAUAACAUUUCAGCUUUUAUCUGAUCCAAAGGUGAAAGUUCCUCAGACAGGAAUCACACCAAGGGCUUGGUUUUAUUUUCAUUUUUAAGAAGAAUGUACUAAGGGUGCAUGUUCAUUAGCUAUUUCUCUGUAUGCAUCACUGCUAUUGAAAGCAGCUUUUGCGGGCCUCACAAGUGGAGUUGGUUAUUAGGUAUCAAUAUCUAGAUUUUGUUUGGGGCAAGUGAUUCCCUCUUAAGGCAAGAGUGGGGGGUCGUUUUUGUGUUGUGGGCUGUAUUCCCUUGGGUGUAAUCUGUUGGUGGCCACACCACCAGUGUGUGGGACCAAAGUGGGUAGAGUUUUGAAACUGGGCUGCAGGUUCCCCACUCAGUUUUAAGCGGUGUUACCUUCUCUGCAAUGUUCUGUGCAAUUUCUGGACAAAUGGCACCUGCAAGUAGGUUACUCCUAAGUAAGGAGAUCAGUUAUUCUUUAUAUAGCAAGUUGCAACUUCUAAAUGCAAGUGGGCAUGCCAGAGAGCUAGUUGACCCCAUCAUGCCUUUUCUCUAUUCUUACACUCUUUUGUGAGCAUAUGCACUGCAAGUCCGUAGCGAGCACCAUGGAGACAGAUGAGAAAUGAUCAGUGCAGGAGCAGCCAAGGCCCCACAAGUGGGGCACAGUUGCUCUCCAAGCUUUCCAACACAGCAGCUUGCUGGCAUCUACUGAGAGGAAGAGGGUAAGAGUGCAGGGAGUUUGGCCCAAGCAGUGCAUGGCAGCAGGAGCAUCAGAUUGCCAGCACACUGUGACUCACAAUGGGCCAGCUUCCCCAGAAAUCACUUCUCCCUUCUCCAUGCCAACAACCCAGUCUGUUGGGAAGCCAGGAGAGCAAAAAUGCCCCAACCAUGCUGCCUCAUGAACCGCUAACAAACAUAUGUAACUUUUCCUCCACCUCUGAUCAGCCUCCAUAUCCUGAGAACUGGGAAGUAGCCACCCUUUUUUAAAAGAGAUUGCAGGAGUGGGGUGUCCUGGAAAUUACAGGCCAGUUAGCUUAACAUCUGUCCUGGCAAAACUGGUGCAUAGCACUGUUAACAAAUAAAAAAACACACCAAGCAUAUAGAAGAACAAGCAUUGUUGAACAGAAUCAGCAUGGCUUCUAACAUGUUAAGUCCUGACUCAUGAACCUAUUAGAGUUAUUUGAUAGUCAACAAGUAUAUAGAUGUGAUCUGGUUGAUGUAGCAGACUUGCACUUUUAAAAAGCUUUAGACAAGAGUUCCUCACCAAAGGCGGCCACAUAAGCUUAGUUGUCAUAAAUUAAGAGAAGAGGUCCUCUUGUAGGUUAAGUAGCAGAAAGCAGAGAGGAGGAAUAAAUGGUCAGUUCUCCAGAUUGAGAGACAUAGAAAAUGCAGUCCCGCAAGGAUCGAUAUUGGGACCUGUGCUUUUUAACUUGUUCAUAAAUGAUUGAGAGGUAAGGGUGAGCAGUGAAGUGGUCAAGUUUGCUGAUGGUGCUAAAUUGUUCAGGGUUGUUAAAACAAACAAAAAACUAUUGUGAAGCAUUCCAAAAUGACCUCUCUAGACUGAAUGAAUGGGUAGUAGAAUGGAAAAUGCAAUUUAGUGUAAACAAGUAAAAAGUGAUGCAUGUUGGUGCAAAAAACAUCUUUCACAUAGACACUACUUUCACUAGUCAGGGGUCUGACUAGUGGUAAGUGACCAGGACCGAGACCUUGGAUUGUAUAGUUUGAUGAAGAUGUCAGCCCAGUGCGUGGCAGCUGUUGUAAGCUUCCCACGGGCAUCUGGUUAGCCACUCUGAGAACAGGACUCUGGGCUAGAUGGGCCAUUGAUCUAAUUCAGCAAGGACUUCUUUUGUUCUUAAAUAAAAAUGAAGGUUACCACAUGCCACUUGCAGAAAGAGAGUUCCUGCUUCUAUGGGCAGGAGACAAGACAUGCUUCCUCAUAGCAAUCCGAGGCUGGAUUAACUUCUUUUUAGCUAGAGGUGAUCAGUGAAUCUAUCUAAAUGUUAGAAGUGCAUUUUUAAACAUAAAAGUGGAAUUAAAACGAUUAACUGUUGGGUUGGUUUUCGUUUCAGGAUGACUAUGUUUUGGAAGUACGCCAUUUUCAGUGUCCCAAAUGGCCAAACCCAGAUGCCCCAAUCAGCAGUACCUUUGAGCUUAUCAAUGUAAUCAAGGAAGAGGCCUUAACAAGAGAUGGCCCCACCAUUGUUCACGAUGAGUAUGUAUAUCCAUCAAAUCAUAUUCAUUUUAUAGAUUGGAUAAGAAAGAUUACAGUAAAUAUGGACGCUUAUUUGGCCUUUCAUCUGAUUAGUGGAAAGGGGGGCACAAGUAUUUUAUUUGUUUGUUUAUAAAACAAGUCUGUACCACCUAUUGGCUCUAAAAAAGAGCCUCCAACAUGGUUUAUAACAAUAGUAACACAAUUAAAAAGAGCAUAUAAAGCCAAAAUAGCACAGGUAAACAAAAGUAUAACUAGGUAAAAUUUAAGACACAUUAAAAGCCUGACAGAACAAAAAUGCCUUAAUCACUCACAUAAAGAACAGCAGAGAAAGGGCCACUCUAAUCUAGUUCACAGUUAGGGUGCUGCCAGUGAAAAGGACCUACCCUUCCCCCCCCAAAAAAAAAAAAUCACCUUGCAGAGCAGGGCUUUGGAAGUUGAUGAAGAUUGACUAGCAGGUUCAUGCAGAAAUAGACCUUCCUUUACAUAUCCUGGUCCCAAGCCAUUUCAGUAUCUUAGAUUGGGCCUGUAACAGAAUUGGAAGCCAGUACUUCAUCCACCAAGGCAAUCAAAGCCAUUUCUGUCCUCAAGCUGGGCUUCAACCCAGAUCAGAAAGGAUCUAAAUAAUAAGAGUCUUGUCCAAGAAAGCUUGGGUUUGAGUUGCCACCAUUGCGGAGAAAGCUUUUCAAUAAAGGUCUCACAACUAAUUUCUCAUUCAAGGAAGAAUUCAGAGUUCCAACCACCCACUUGGCCAGCCUCCCAUCUGGCAUUCUUAAUCGGCCGCAAUGGACACGGACCAAAAUGCAAGCGGUUAGCCUCAGGCUAAACAAGCUAAAAUUUAUCCUUCAAAACAGUACAAGCAGUAACCUCAAACAAAGCCAUAGAUUCCCGCUUCCAGUGCAGAGUUUAAGCUGGAAUACAUGCAAGUGAAUUCAUCAGCAAAGUGUUUUGCAAAGUGGUCACAGCAGGCUGCCAAGGGUUCCUCCUUGCUAACUUGUGGACUAGCAUGCAACCAUCUCCUCAUCACUUGGAACAGCUCCACUGACUGACCCAUGUCAAUGCACUGGUGAUUAAGAAGUAUAAUUUCUUCGGUGCCAUCAUCACCAUAGAAUAGGUCUUGGAACGAAUUUCAACACAUUUCUAUAGACCACAUGUUCAUUAAAAAAUAGAGCAAGGCAGUAUACAACACACAAAAUUACAAUAAUUGGUUUGGUUAAAUACAUCUUGAGUAUUUUCCACUGUCACUCUGGCUACCCAGCCAGUCAUUGCAUCACCCUAGGUUUUUCAGAAAACCAAUGAGCCUGAGUUCUACCCAUGAAACAGGGUGCUUGGCAGUGGUUGUGUCAAUGCUAAAGGCAUUUCCUAUUCUGGAGGUCAGCCACAACAGCCAUAUUGGUAGAAGAAUCCCCAGAACACUCAGGAGUCCAUCAGGAACAAUUAUUCACCAACGGUGAUACAUCAUAAUGGGCUCUCCAAGACCUUUUCAGCCAGUGACUUGUCCAUGCCAGUGGUGUUAUUUCAACCCUACACCCUUACACAGAACAAGCAACCACCAAGAUUGUGUCCUGCAGCAUGUGUAGGACUAGAUAUUGAGGUAGGUCAGUGGUUCUUAUGGAGACCAUGACAUCCUGGCCUACUAAGCAAAUUGCUGAAAAAUCAAGUGCUUUCUCUGUGUACCUUGGGUUCUUUCUCCAAAUCAGAACAAAAUGUGCGGAUGAGACAUUCAUUCAAGAAGCUACCCAGCCCAACACAGCAAUCAACUAAUGAGUGUGUGUCCCUCCAGUGUCUUUUACAUACUUUCUUACUUAGUUAUUUUUGUCCCUCUCCUUAGGAAAUGAUGGCUGGAUGUGUGGUGUAUUAUCAUCAUGCACAGAUGGGUCUGAAAAGAACAAUUAAGGGCUCUAUAUAUGACUUUUCUUUCACAUCUUGACUUGCUAAAGUGCAUUAUAAAAUACAGAUGCUUUAGCCAAAACAAUAUUAAGUCAUUGCUAGUUUUAAUGCUCACCUAGAUUCUGAAUACUUUUGCUGCUCUUGAAAUAUUCAAAAUUAAGACAGUUAUUGAUCUGGGCAUUUUGUGAGACAAAAAAUAUCAAACCUCUAUUUCUAACAGUGCUGAGUCAUUUCUUUGUAAAUUGCUUUUGGGGUUAUUUGUUAUAUUCACUGAUUUUUAUUUUUAUGCCUUCAUACAUAAUAUAUGUUCCACUUUUAACUGCAUUCUGAGGAAAUGUAGCUGAAAAUGAAAAUUUUCCUUCUGUGCACUCGACCACAUCAUCACUUAUUUUAUUCAUUAAUACAACAGCAAACUAAUCCCAAGUAUAGGUACACCUAUCUGGCAGAGAUUAUAGGUGCAAUUCAAAGAAAACUAAAGCUGAUACACAGUCAUCAGAUUUUCAUUGCUGCUUGACAGGGGACUUUAUGAUUCACCUAUGAGCAUCUGAAUGCAACUGUUCUGUGGGUUUGCAGGUAUGGAGCAGUGGCGGCUGGAACAUUAUGUGCCCUUACCACUCUGUCCCAGCAGCUGGAGAAUGAAAAUGCUGUUGACGUUUUCCAGGUGGCAAAGAUGAUCAAUCUGAUGAGGCCUGGAGUAUUUACAGACAUUGUAAGUCUUUAAAAAGGAGAUAAAAUCUAUGCACAUGUUUGGCAUACUGUCCCAUGCCCCUGUGCCCGUGAAGUCAGAUAGCUAAAAGACUCCUCUUCCACAUACAGUCAUAGAGUCUCCACCAGUUUUGCUGCCAGAUAUCCUGCACAACUAAGAACCACAGUGCAGCAAUAAGCACCAUCUUAGACCCUGACCUUUAUUUAUCUAGGGUCGGAAUACCCUUUCCUUCUUAAAUCCAACAAACAGAGUUUGUUCCAGGAUGGAGAAUAUCCAUGGAGUCAGUGCUACCAUUCAGCUACUUUUUAACUUGUCAUAUUCCUGCAGGGUUUGGGGUUUUUAGACUAUAGUUCAUUACAGUUUUCACAAUAUUACAACAAAACAAUGCAGUACCUUAUUCGCUCUUUUCCCUCCCGGCUUCCCCAUCAACCUCUGUCCCUAUGCUCCUUUAUUUACUUCAAAACAUGUUCGUUUCUAAUACGUAGUCAUUAAGUACGCUACACAGUGUUCAGACUUACAUGCUCAGAUAAGGGUUAGAAUGAAUGAGUGGCAGUGCUCUGCUUUGGUCCCAGAUGAACAUCUGUUAAAUUAGAGAUGUUUCCAUCCCUGCAUUGUGCCUGUAGGCUUCACAGGAAGCACAGGACUCUUUAGACUAGAUCAGAGCAGAAAGGAGGUGCACGUAAUAUUAAAAGAAGGCGAGUAAACAAACCUUUAUUGAAGAUGUAGUUUGUGAGAGGUGACUGAAAAAAAGAUGAGGGUGAUUCUAUUGCAAUAAGUGGGCGGGGGUCCAGCUGUAACGCACAACCAACAAAAUUGAUUGAAGAGGCAAGUCUUUUGGUUGAAUCUGUGUUACUGCCCUUUGUAAAUAGUUAUUUGUAAAUGUUCUCUCAACUUUGUAAUUAUUCAACAAAUUGGCCGCAUGACUUAAUUUUGUUUCAUUGGUACUGUACCUGGCUUUGGGAUUAUUUUCUAAUGCAAGGUUGGUAACCAUGUUUAUAUUGUGGGUUAUCAGAGUAUGGGAGAGCUACAAGAUUAAAGGUGUCAGGCUAGGGCACAGCAAGCAAUACUGAUCCCCCCUAGAAAACGCAAGUUGAACAUUUUUCUUCCUUGAAUGUUAGGUUGUUUUAAAUGUUCUGAUCUUUCCAUUCCAGGAGCAGUACCAAUUUCUUUACAAAGCAAUGCUAAGCCUGGUCAGCACUAAGGAAAACGGAAAUGGCCCCAUGGCACUGGACAAAAAUGGUGCUGUUAUGGCCAACGACGAAUCAGAUCCUGCAGAAAGCAUGGAGUCUCUUGUCUAA